Molecule: messenger RNA, 73625 nt
Organism: Pelobates cultripes (western spadefoot toad)
Lineage: Eukaryota; Metazoa; Chordata; Amphibia; Anura; Pelobatidae
Source: the annotation of a GenBank genome assembly
AUCACGAAGGAGGACAAGUAACAUCACCAGGAGCUGCGCCCAGACACGCACGGUAAGUCUUCAUUCCUGGCAUGCCAAAACCAGGGCUCAGUGCCAGACUAGGCAAUGGACGCAAGUCCUCAGCGAGUAAAAGCUUGGCCACGGGCCAGCUUGCAGUCUGGUUAGGAUACAGGGACAGUUUACAUGUGCCUUUGGGGGUAACAUGAUACAACUCUAUGGUAUGUUUCACUAAUUUCAUUGUCUUUACCCUUAGUGCCAAGUACUGAACAUAUAUAUAUAUAUAUUUAUAUAUAUAUAUAUAUUUCAUGGCAUUUUAUGUAUGUACAGUUAGGCAUGUGUUAUUACUAUUUUAAUAGUUUGUUAAUGAAACGAUGAUCCCAUGAGAUUAUCUAGAUUCACCUUCCUGUGACACAGACCCACAUCAGGAAAGAUAUUUUAAAGGCUCCUUUUAAGACUAAUUACUUUAUAAACAGGUUCCAGGCCUCAAGACAUCUCUGGUCCUCUCUACUCACCUAUUCUUCAAUCUGUAAGAUUGUGACACCCAGCAUUGAUAAGGUGAUAGCUACAUCUUCUGAAGAUCUGAGGUGCAUGAAAGGUACAGACAGUUUGGGUCUAGUAUGAUCUGUCUGGGCUUAGAGUAGCAAGAAGACACAAAGUAUAGGCCUUUGAAAUCCGACAUGUACAAUUCAGAUAAUCAUCAAUUAAAAAUGACUCUUGCAAAAGAUAAUUUAUGAGUAGCCUCUAUCUUGCCAUACAUGCAAGGUCAGUGUGUGUGUGUGUUGGCCAUAGUGAGGUACUUUGUCUAAAUGAAUAACUAUGGACAAAGCCUGACACACUUUGAACGUGGUCUGAUCACAUUUCUGUUGUAUCAUUUUAAUAUUAUAUGUGGGGAGACAAGAAUGUUUUUUUUUCAUGAGUACUGUAUUGUAGAGAACUGGAAACAGACAUUUUAGCUAAACUCAUCUAUAUUCAUGGAGAGAAAAGCACAAAUAAGGGUGCGCCUAAGACAAGUAGAAUGAAUGUAUAAAAAUAUGUAUCAGAGAGUCCAAGCAGCGAUACCUAGAAAGUCCGAAUAUAAAUAAUCCACAUAUGCAGGAGGUAGUCCUAGUGCUACAUAAAAUGGUAUGUGAAGUGCCAGAUGUAUAUCCGCAGCUUCAAAAUGGAUAUGUGAAGAAAACAGAAGACAAGGGAAACUCCAAUGGUAUAGUAUGAACGGUAAAUAAUAUUGUAUAUAGAAUAGUAGAACUACUCACAAUAUUCAGAGCUUAAAUCCAGCUCUGGUGUAAAUGGCACGUAGUGGAAUAAUCCACCAAAUCAGAGGAGCACCGUAUAUCCUUGAGUGGGGAUUAUUCAACUACGUGCCAUUUACACCAGAGCUGGAUUUAAGCUCUGAAUAUUGUGAGUAGUUCUACUAUUCUAUAUACAAUAUUAUUUACCGUUCAUACUAUACCAUUGGAGUUUCCCUUAUCUUCUGUUUUCUUCACAUAUCCAUUUUGAAGCUGCGGAUAUACAUCUGGGACUUCACAUACCAUUUUAUGUAGCACUAGGACUACCUCCUGCAUAUGUGGAUUAUUUAUAUUCGGACUUUCUAGGUAUUGCUGCUCGGACUCUCUGAUACAUAUUUUUAUACAUUCAUUCUACUUGUCUUAGGCGCACCCUUAUUUGUGCUUUUCUCUCCAUUGUAUUCCAAGGGGCUUAGAGGGGAUUCCCCUUUUCCAUAGGUGUGCUGCCUUGCUGUCAUAUUCUCUGUUUUCCUAUCAGCGCUGAACCUCCUUCCUGAUCUCGAUUACAUUUCAUCUAUAUUCAUGGAUUUCAUAUUUUAGUCCUCAGUUUGCUAUAAUUUGGUGUGUAGGGAAUGAACUGAUGCAUGUUUUAUGGCAAGUGAUCUUUACAAUUGGUAGCCGUGAAAGCCACUCAAACUGGAAAUUCUGAUAAUAUAUCUUAAUGUAAAAAUAAAUAAAUUAAAAAACGCCAUAGUUCAAUUUAAAUGAAUUCAUGGCUUGACAGAGUGGAAUGGAUUCUCUUAGUUUGACGAGGAAUCUAAUACCUUGCUUUAUGGUGCUAUAUGAGGAGUUAUUGAAAGGCAGCUAACUAUGGUCAAUGACUAAACUAUGAAUUAUUGAGAGAUUUUAGGCCAAAACAGUUCAUUUGUAAAACGCUAAGCUCGGCUACUUUUCCUACUCAAACAGUUUGGCCUUCAUUUUGUAAUUUAUUGUCAUAUUUCUGUAUUUUUAGUUAAGGGAACAAGCGCAAGUGUUUUAUUUGUGUAGAAGAUAUUAAAACGAGAGGAAACCUAAUUUGUCCAGGCUUAACCCAAACCAAGUUUUUUUCACUAAAAGGAAUGAUUUGCUGUUUUGGUAUGGCUCCAAAUUGAAGUGUUUCUGGUAAUUAUGCAAAUAGGGACCCCCACCCUUGAUCAUAGAGUUGUCUGCCCCUGUUUGUUCCAAUUACAUAUAAUUUGUUUUUAGUAUUUUAUAGGCGUUCUGUGAUGAGUGAAAAGGAAAUAGAAUGGGCACUUUACAUUUAUCAUUAGAUGCCGUGAAUCAUUGAAAAUAGGUUCAGCAUGUUAGAAACAGCCAAGUAGCAUGUCUAGUUCGUGUUUUGUAUCUCCUGGGAUUUGGGGGACUGUCUGCAUACUGUUAAGUGUCAGUCUAUGCUAACAUCUUUACAAAAGAGAAUUAAGGAACCCUUGUGAAGUUGGAAACAUAAGAACGGGGUGUAACUAACUUAUGAAAUACUUAUAAAGGAAAAAAAGAACAGACCAACAAAGUAUCUAACCAUACAAAAUAAUAAAACAUAACUUUUAUUUGACGAUAUCAAUUUAAAAAAAAAACCAAGACAUAUCUCAAAUAUCUACAGUACAAUAAAGUUCUGAGCCACAAGAGAGAAAUGUCAUGCUGCUAUAACAAAAAGAAACAGAGGACACAAAGAAAGAAAAUAAAUAAACUAUACAGGAAAAACACAGUAUAUAAAGAGUCUAUUAGGCGAAACGCGUUGGCAACCCGGGUUACGUGUAUGCCGGGAUCAAGAAGAUAAUGUAAAGUUGUCAGUUUUUAGCUCCAUUUAGUUUGAAGAUUACGGCUAACUGUAGUCUCAUAUGAUAUGCAGUAGUCAGCACUGGAUUAAAUAGAAACUAGAUGCAUCAGUCUGAUCAACGUGGAUUAUAAUGAGAAAUCGGUGCCCUUCAAAGCACAGUGAUAGGGAAACGAAGUGAAGGCUGAUUUGGUGAUUUGAUUGGUGUUAUUUUCCUUUUUUUUGUUUUUUUUUGGUAGUUUUCUAUUAUUGAUCUUUAUUGGUCUACUUUGAGGAUACGUAAUGUUUAUUUUGAGUUAUUGCUCGUCUGUGUAUUCAUUAUAUAUUUACACUACUAUACAUAUUUAUUUUAGGUUUUAGUAGUGGAGAGUUACACUAUGGCUUAGGAAGUGUUACCGUGUGACUGUAGAUUGACAACCGUUUAGGUGACAGUCCAGUAUUUAACUAUUGCACAGUUUUAUACACCAAUAUCAAAAGAAAUGAAGGGUAUAAGCUUAUUAUUUUUAUAUUUUGAAUAUUGAUAAGUCACUGCUUUGUAGAUCUAGGUCUCCACAGCUAUUCGGUUGAUGAUCUUUACUAAAGGAGAUUAAAGGGACACUAUAGUUACCCAAACAACUUUAGCUUAGUAAAGUAGUUUUUGUGUGUAGUUGAUGUCCCUGCAGUCUCACUGCUCAAUUCUUAGACAUUUAGGAGUUAAAACACUUUGUUUCUACAGCCCUAGUCACACCUCCCUGCAUGUGACUCGCACAGCCUUCCUAAACACUUCCUGUAAAGAGUCAUUCAAUGUUUAUACUUCCUUUAUUGCAAAUUCUGUUUAGUUUAGAAUAUCUUAUUUCUUGCUCUGUUAAUAGCAUGCUAGACCCUGCAGGAGCUUAUGCAAUUAAAGUUCAAUUUACAGAACAGGAGGUAAAAACUUUUAGAGAGAGCUCAAAAUCCGACUUCAUGGCAUUUUUCUCUCCACACGUUCAUUCAAAGAUAUGAUUCAUAAACAAACACAGCACAGGAAUUUAACAUUCCAAACAAUGAUAUUCCUUCUACGGUUAAUUUGGGGACAUUCAUCAUAACUAGAUUCGCUACAUGUGCUUAGCACCACACAUGGAUUUGAUCAUCUGCCAUGUGGUAAAACCACUGUACUGUCCUUGUAUGUUGAAACAUCAACGUCCAUGGCUUCUGGAACUUCACAAACCAGGCUGCACAAAGCAUUUCCAGUGGUUGUUGAACAGUUUACAACAGAAACAAAGCGUUCAGGGACCACAUCUGUGACAUACUGAAUGAAAAAUUGAACAUUGAUCAGAAACAUUGAUAUUUGUGUGAUGUCUUUUUGAGUGGAGAACAUUCCAGCUUCUCUGAUCUCUUGUGCAAGGCCUUUCUUCAGCAGAAAGGAAUUCCCACCAAUUCUAGAGUUUGUUGUUUUUAAAAGCGGUGUAACCAUGCUGCCCCGUCCUUUAAUGCUCUUUAGAUCUUUGGAUGUUGUUCUUUAGUCUUCAGUAUGAUUUGUUAAAGGUGACUUUUUAGCAAAGGAUCCAAUUUACAAAGAAGAAGCAAAAUGUCAAUAAUAUCACAGUGGUACAACUUUUUAUCAUUAAAACUAUAAACUGCUCCUGUUGAAGCUCUAAAACUCAUUCCCAUUUGCCGAUUCAUUUUAUAAGUUCAACAACACGCUCCAGGGUGGCAAUGCUUUCUCGUCACUUCCACUUUCUGUAACAUUUUUUGUUUUCCAAAAAAAUUGCUGCCAAAAUCAAAACUUUUUGAUCUUGUUAAAAAGCAUUUUGAUGUUGUAUAAGGAAGGGUGCGUUCUUCAGCAGAACCGUUAACACACAUGCUUUUAUUGAUGGGAGAUAAAAACUUUAUUGAUGCAGAAAGAGGCUCCAUGUCCAUGUGGAUAACUGCAGUUUAAAGGUACAGCCUGAGAAUCCGAAACUAUUCUACCUGAUUUCCUUCAUCUUAGUUACUACAUUAUUAAUUUACUAUAACAAUGUUACUAUUUGUACCUGUAGUUUACUACUGUAUAAUCCAAAGGUGGGGACAUUUGGUUGGCAAUGUGAGACUUGACAAAUACAUUCAAAUUUGAGAUUUGAGUCAGGCAAACUACAUUUUGUAAUCCUCAGUUUCAGGCUAACCUAGAUCACUAUGUUCAGCUUGUGCUAAUGGGCAUACCUAAGGCUUGGCAAAACCAGCGCCCAUUGGGGACGCAGGGCGAGGGAGGACGGGGGUGCAAAAAUCCUUCAGUAUUAAUGUUAUAAGCGCUACCGAGGGCCGGUGCAACCAUAGGUUGGAACAGGCAGCUGCCUUAGGGUGCACCAGCCUGGGCACACAGGAUCCAAGUGAGCACAGCGCUCCCCAUCCAGUCAGUCAUUGUAUCAUGGCCAAGUCGGAGCUUCUGUUUCCCUCUACACAGUCUCACAGGAAGUGUGCUCAGGAAGUGCCAAAUAGCUUCCUGUCUGUCUGGAUAGAGGAAGCAGAAGCUCUUCCUUAUUGUAAGCCACGCUACAAGAGGAAGGUGAGCUGGCAUAGGUGGGCAAAAGGGGGUGAGGGAAGAGACAGACAGGGGCAAAAGAAACAGACAAGGGCUGGGGGAAGACGCCCAAAGGGGCUGGAGGGACCUCAAAAAGACUAAAAGGGGCUGGGACACACACAAAGAGACACAGACCAGCUGGGGGAGAAAGAUAUGAGGUGCUGAGGGGAGACACAGAGGGACUGGGGUGACAACGAAAUACAGAAGGGCUGGGGAAGGAGCAAAAGAGACACAUGUGGGCUAAGUGGGGAAAAGACUGGACUGGAGGGGCACAAAGGGGCUGGGGGAGAAAGAGACAAUGUUCUUUAUAAAUAUUAAAGACUCUUACAAUAUUUCUGUAACAGAUCCCCUAUACUCCGACUAAGUAUAUCUGUUAGUUACCUCCUGAAUCACAAGUGCUGCAGUGAUUAUAGCUCUCCUGUUUCCAGCAAAAUAUGGAUUAGAGCUCUCCAAUCCCUCAAACAUGAGCCUAGACUUCAUGAAGGAGUAAAACGGAUGUGUUUAAUGGGAGCCACACACAACCUUUUAUGUAACUCCCCAUGCAAGGGUUUUCCUUAAUCACAUUCCAGGGGCAUUCCCCUCUGGACCUGAGAGGAGACUAGUUACAAGCAAACAUUCCACACACUCCUCCCCUGUGCCUGAGUGAUAAUUAACUGAGCACACAAACAUAUCAUUAAAUUAUCUCUCAGUUACAAAAACAUCCAAUAAGAGAGAACCCCGAUCUGGGUGACCAACAUUUCCAAAAAUCACCCAGAUCGGUUCAGGGGUUCGUGAUUUUCAUGUAAGUCAAUUAUUUGACCGACUGUGCACAUGGUCCUAUGCCCAAAACACUUCCAGGAAAUCAGGGAUAACGGUCGGUCUCUUUCGGUAGCACAAAAGUACAUAGAAUACCAAAUGGAAUGCUUAAGUUACUUGUGUAGCCUGUUCCCCUUGUUCGUGGGAACGUUUCCACUGGACAGUGCCUUUCUAAGUGAAGUAGAACUGAAUGCAGGCGAUGAUGGAAGUCCAGCGGUGUUCGGGAGUUUCUGUGUCCGAUUUUAGUUCCCCCUAUUUUGUGUGUACCAGUGCUCUUUUCGUAUGAUGUUCGAGCAUUUGACACUAUUUCCUUCCAUAUUUCGUUUGCCGACCUAAUCAUUGAACACCGACCACCCUCCUGGCUUGUUAACUUGAAACAAACCACAAGAAUGCAGGUUCUCUUUGUGUGGCCGAACACCACGUGGUGGAGAAAACGGCGGCCAUCUUGUUGCACAAACGCAGUCAGCGGGACUUGGUCGUUGAGUGCCUGGAACUCUGAAGCGGCCACUCGACGACCCGAACACUGGUCAAAACACACAAACGCCUGCUUCUGGCUGCAACAAGCUAGGAGAACCUGGUUCGACGGUUUGUUCGACUAAAACUACCAAACCAUUCCUAUAAUAUGAGCCAGGGGAUUCAUUCACCUUUUUGUUGAUUUCACUACAUUCCGUUUGGAUGAAAACACACGAACUAGACCGACCCUUAUAGCUAAAAGCGUGGAACUAUUUCUGAACAGACUUAUUCAGAGCGGUCAGUCAAUUCCAUUAACCCCUUGGUGAUUCGACUGCGUUCGUAGAUACUGUGGGGGGUGUGUGUGUGGGGAGGGUAUAGUGAGGGCUCCCACUGUAACCAACACACACACACACACUGCCCCCCACUAUCACCAACACACAUACACUGCUCCCAUACACUGUCACCAACACAUACACUGCCCCCCUGCCAGCCUUCCUCCACUGCCCCAUGCCCUGUUAGCCUCUUCUAGACCCCCCACCCUGUCACCGUCUCACAAUCUGCUCCCCCCACACCAGCAGGUGUGAGUGACCUAUUAGUGUACAUUUAGGUCUCUGUACAGAAAUGGGUGCAUGUCUGUGACGGUCUGCUAAGGUAUCACAGUCUUGCAUACCCUUUUCCCAUAACAAUAUUACGCCAAUAAUCCACAGGUUCCAAUAUCGCUGGUGCCGCAUAAUAACCCACACAUAAGCCAAGGCUUAAUGCUUGGACAAGUCUGGUUUAAUGGAAAACAGGCAUUCAAUUUAUACAGUGCAUAAACUCCUCCUCUGAGCCAGAGAGAUAAUUGAGUCAGAGAAAAUACUAAACUCAAUUAUCUUCUGGUCAGAAAAAGUAAAAUUUUACACAACACCCUGAAAUACCCCCAGAAUACAUGGGAACCCCACAAAAGUCACAUCCUGGAUAGCCUGGAUCUGGGGGAACAAUAUAUAAAAAAAAUCAUCCAGAUCCGUUUGGUAGUUCGCGAACGGCACCGCAGGGAGAGUUGACCGGUCUGCCACGAGGUUGAAGCCGAGAAACAGUUCCAUGAAAAAAAUUAGCAAGAGCCGGUCUCUGUUCAUGGGGUUUUGUACAAAAACCACAGAAGAUAAUGUCAAGCUGGUUCAUGGAGAAUGCUCCCUGUGUUCGGUAUUCUGAAACUCCUGAACACCGUUCAUCUGAGUGAAUGGGUAGGGGAACGUAGAGGGGAUCCGUAAAGACCGGUGUGAGUGUGAGUGCCUUGCCGAAAACAGAUCCAGGCACUCAACGACCAAGUCCUGCAGGCGGCGUUCGGGAGACAAGAUGGCCGCAAUCCAUUGUUCCAACCACGUGUAUUCGUAUGCAUGAAAUGGCGGCCACCCAGGAGCAUUCAAUUAAUCAGCUGUUUUCCUACAAGAUACACAACAUUCUAAGUUCUAAUUAGUCUCUGGGGUGGUCUUGAUUCGGGAACCGAACAAAUUGACGAACGAACUGGAACAGGAUAAAAAAAGAAAACGUAAAUAGCCGAACAGUGACGGGGCAUGCCUUCACACUGCCCCUCCUUUUACUGCCUGCUCUGGCAGGCACGGUUGGACCUUUUUCGGGUCUAUUAGGGACUGUCCGGACUCUACAGUACUAGUUAAGGUAGCAACUUGGUCUGGCGAGAAAGUCCAUCAGCGUUCCCAUCAGUGGCGGAUCCAGGGGGGGGGGGGCAAUGGGGCAAUUGCCCCGAGAUUCUCCCCUGCCGGCUAGUUCAGGGCUGGCAUUGUCCAAGUGCCAGCCCUGUAAUGUGCCAGCGGACCAGGGAGGGAGAUCUCCCUCCCCGGUCCGCAGGCAAAGUGCUAACAGCUAGUGAGGGAGGGAGGGAGAGAGGACCCGGGAGCUCAGCCUGCAGCUCCUCCGGGUUCUACUCUCGCAAGCACGGAGCAUUGCCACGAUUACCACGGCAACGCUCCAAAUCUCGCAAGAGUUAACUCUAGCCCUGGAGCUACGGGCUAGAGUUCACUCUCACCACUGGAACCACCAGGGAUUUCCCCAUUGGACCACCAGGGAUCCAGAAAAUCCCCCCUCCUCCACUGCCACACAUACAGACACACUGCCCCACAAACACUGCCACCCAUACACACACACUGCACACCCAUACACACAUUUCCCUCCACACACAUGGCCCCCUCCAUACACAUGGACGAUAAAGCGUUUGUUAGGAUCUGGGGCAGCUAAGACAGGUGCAUUAAUAAGAGCUUGUUUCAGAGCCUGGAAAGCCACCUCACACUCCAGGGACCACAGGACCUGUUGGGGUAACUUCUUCUUAGUCAAGUCAGUCAGGGGUUUGGCCAUGGCGCUAUAGUCUGGUACAAAGCGCCUGUAAUAGCCGGCUGUCCCUAAGAAGGCCAUGACUUGCAUCUUAGUACGGGGAGUGGGCCAAUUAGCAAAGGCUUCAACCUUGGCAGGCUCUGUGCGUUGCUUACCACAUCCUACACGGUGGCCCAAAUAUUGUUCUUCUGCCAUAUCAAUGUGACACUUGUCAGGCUUCAAGGUUAAGCCAGCUCCCCUAAUUCUGUCCAACACUGUCCCUAUGUGGUAUAGGUGAACCUCCCAGGUGUCGUCCAGGUAUGCAUGGGCAUAGUCCUGGAGACCAUCUAGACAGCAUUCCACCAUCCGCUGGAAGGUGGAUGGGGUGUUCUUCAUCCAGAACGGCAUAACCCGAAACUGGUAUAAGCCGAACCGGGUGAUGAAGGCCGACUUAGUGAUGGCUUCUGUGGCUAAGGGGAUCUGCCAAUAUCCCUUGCAAAGGUCGAUAGUGGUCAGAUAUUGUCCCUUAUAUAUACGGUCGAGCAGUUUAUCCACCCGGGGCAUUCGGUAGGCGUCUGUUACCGUUUUAUCAUUGAGCCGCCUGUAGUCGACCCAAAAACGGGUCGUGUCGUCCUGUUUUAGCAACAAAACCACAGGUGACGCCCAAGGACUCUCAGAGAGUUCAAUUACCCCUAAACAAAGCAUCUCAUUUAUCUCUUUUCGCAUCCCUUCCUUUACAGCUUCUGGAAUGCAGUACGGGGGUUGUCUCAAGGGAGCCUGGCCUGGGGUCUCUACUUUAUGAACCACUAAUGGAGUAUACCCAGGUUCCUGAGAAAACAUGGCUUGUUUGGUUCCCAGAAGGUGGGUUGUUUGGGCCCAUUCUUGUGGCCCUAGCUGUUCCCCCAAUUUUACCAACUCUAUAGCCCUUGUUACCGGGUCACCUCCUAACAUGUGUAGUAAGGGAAAGGCUUCCGGAUUCUCACAUGCAGGGGCAAAUACUGCAGUCACUUCUUUGGCCCUUUCCUUAUAUUCUUUGAGCAUGUUGAUAUGAAACAUCCGUUUCACAGCUUCUUCCUUGCAACUAGCCAAUACGUAGGUGGUAUUACACACUUGCCCAAUGAUCUUGUAUGGACCUUGCCAGGUGGCCUGAAGCUUAUCUUGUCGGACUAGUUUGUGAACCAUAAACUUUUGUCCGACCUGGAAGCUACGGUGCCUGGCUCUCCGGUCAUACCAUACCCGCUGGCGCUGCUGGGACGCCUGGAGGUUCUCCCGUACUGCCUGAGCCAAUUCCUCCAUUCGGUCCCUUAGCUCCAACACAUAAGGUACAAUUGGAUCUCUGUCUCCCCCUCCCAGUGCUCCCUAAUAAGGUCUAGGGGCCCUUUCACGCGCCUCCUGUACAGUCACUCAAAGGGCAAAAAUCCUGUGGAUUCCUGCGGCACCUCCUGGUAGGCAAAAAGAAGGUGCGGUAGGAACCGUUCCCAGUCAGUCUAGGAUGGUACGGGGAGCUCGUCAGGGGUUUCCAUAUUUGUUGGAUUACUUCUGCAAUGAACUGAGUACCCUUGUCAGAUAGAAUCUCCUUGGGAAAUCCCACUUGAGAGAAAAUCUUGAUCAGGGCAUCAGCCACCGUCUCUGCCUGGAUAUUGGAGACCGCUACGGCCUCCGGGUAUCGGAGGCGCGUGAGGGGACCCCUAGACCUUAUUAGGGAACACUGGGAAGGUUAGACAGAGACCGAGGGGACCCCAAUUGUACCCUAUGUGCUAGAGCUGAGGGACCUUAUAGAGGAAUUCGUUCAGGCAGUACGGAAGAACCUCCAGGCGGCCCAGCAGCGCCAGCGGGUAUGGUAUGACCGGAGAGCCAGACACAGUAGCUUCCAAAUCGGACAAAAGGUUAUGGUUCUCAAGCCAGUCUGACAAGAUAAGCUCAAAAUUUUUCAAAUUAAAUGGUAGCAUAAGGAACAGUAUGCAAGGGCUGUAAUAAGGGUUCCCCUCCAGGAGGGUUGAGUGGCUUCUGACUAUGGGUCGUAGUAGAGGGUGUUACUCCACUGGAAGGAACUGCCACUCUCCCAGUGUUGCCUGCAUAAGUGGAGAAUAUAUCACGAAGUGCCAAGUGAGGGGGGGUUCAUACGGCAGAAUUCGUGUCGUGAGUGUCGGCUAUCUGCUCAGAGCCUCUGUGAGGCCCUGUGUAAAUGUCUAGGGUGGUGCAUGACAGGUCGACUUCUCCUGUCGGAGUAUAUAGGAAGCCAUUAAAUCAUAGAUAAGUAAAACCAAUAAUUAAAAGCAAUGUAAAAAAACAACAAAUACAAAUCAUUAAUAUCGUCUAACUUUGCCGCUGUUGAUAGCUGCUAUUAAGAAAACUUCUGCCUGUAGGUAAAACAUUUCCUAGUCGGACGGUUAAGUCCUGGGUGGCUCGUGGCCGUUCAACUCUCUGAAUGCUCCCUGCAUAAGGGGAUAGUGGCUGGUGAAUCGCACUCGCCUACCAGUGCUUCACUAUGACAGCAUUGGAUUGGCUGAGAUAAUCAGGUUUUGUGGAGAAGCUAAAUACCAGUCUUGCACACUUUGCAGCACUGGCCCAGGAAUCACCUCUAGUGACCGUAUGAGUGACUACCACUAGCGGUGUUACUAGGCAGUAUUUACAUUAAAAAGCCUGAAGGGACAGAAUGUAGACACCAGAACUACAUCAAGCUGUACUUGUUCUGGUGACUAUACUGUCCCUUUAAUUGGGACAUAAUUUUAUUUCAUACAUUGUCUACUUUAAUGGUCAUUUCCUUUCUCUUUUUACACUAUUAUUGCAAUCUUUGAGUUUAGGAACUUAGAUUGAAAACUUGUGUAUACAUGCAGACUGGCAACCUUCGGCACUCCAGAUGUUUUGGACUACACCUCCCAUGAUUCUUUGCCAGCAUUAUGGGUGUAAGAGCAUUAUGGGGCAUGUAGUCCACAACAUCUGGAGUGCCAAAAGUUGCCUAUCCCUGGUAGUUAUAGCAACCCCUAGGCUGCAGCUACUUUGGUCUGGCUGCAUAUCUGUGAUUACUUUGAUUUCUUGCAUAGAACAUCGAUAUCCUAGUUAUUUUGAUUUGAUAGCCUUCCUUUCAAUGUGUUUGAUAUCUCUUGUUGAGCUAUAGGUUUCCAGCAGUAAUCGGAAUAGUUUGCUAUUAGUUUGGUCUGGCUGGGUAUUCCAUAGUACUUUGACUAUUUAAUCAGGUAUCGGGAGCCAGGUGACUUCAUAUCUCUGGGAUUGCUUCCACAGAACCUUUAAAUCCCGAGCUCUAUUAAUUCCAAUAACAUCAUAGGACAAUGGGUAUGGGAGCUGGUCAACGAGCUGAUCAGAAUUUAAGGAUCAGUUUAAUUUUCCUUAUUAAUGUGUUUACAUUGCUCAUUAUUUGGGCCCCAUUACAUGGGAUUUUCAUUGUCCUCAGGUACCAUUACACAUAUUUUGUAUAUCUGUUACUCAGGGAUUGCAUUUCUCCCAGGGCCCAUUGCUCAGGGAUUGCAUUUCUCCCAGGGUCCAUUGCCCAGGGGUUGCAUUGCUCCCAGGGCCCAGUGCUCAGUGGUUGCAUUGGUUCUGGGGCCCAUUACCCAGUGGUUGCAUUGGUUCUGGGGCCCAUUACUCAGGGGUUGCAUUGCUCCCAGGGCCCAUUGCUCAGGGAUUGCAUUUCUCCCAGGGUCCAUUGCUCAGGGGUUGCAUUGCUCCCAGGGCCCAUUACUCAGGCAUUGCAUUGCUCCCAGGGCCCAUUACUCAGGGGUUUCAUUGGUUCCGGGGCCCUUUAUUCAGGGAUUACAUUGAUCCCAGGUCCCAUUACUCAGGGAUUGCAGUGCUCCCAGGACCAAUUGCUCGGGGAUUGCAUUGCUCCCAGGGUCCAUUGCCCAGGGGUUGCAUUGCUCCCAGGGCCCAUUGCUCAGUGGUUGCAUUAGUUCUGGGGCCCAUUACUCAGUGGUUGCAUUGGUUCUGGGGCCCAUUACUCAGUGGUCGCAUUGGUUCUGGGGCCCAUUACUCAGGGGUUGCAUUGCUCCCAGGGCCCAUUACUCAGGGAUUGCAUUGCUCCCAGGGCCCAUUACUCAGGGGUUUCAUUGGUUCCAGGGCCCAUUAUUCAGGGAUUACAUUGAUCCCAGGUCCCAUUACUCAGGGAUUGCAGUGCUCCCAGGACCAAUUGCUCGGGGAUUGCAUUGCUCCCAGGGUCCAUUGCCCAGGGGUUGCAUUGCUCCCAGUGCUCAGUGGUUGCAUUGGUUCUGGGGCCCAUUACUCAGUGGUUGCAUUGGUUCUGGGGCCCAUUACUCAGGGGUUGCAUUGGUUCUGGGGCCCAUUACUCAGGGGUUGCAUUGCUCCAAGGGCCCAUUACUCAGGGAUUGCAUUGCUCCCAGGGCCCAUUGCUCAGGGGUUGCAUUGCUCCCAGGGCCCAUUGCUCAGGUGUUGCAUUGCUCCCAUGGCCCAUUACUCAGGGAUUGCAUUGCUCCCAGGGCCCAUUACUCAGGGAUUGCAUUGCUCCCAGGGCCCAUUACUCAGGGGUUUCAUUGGUUCCGGGGCCCAUUAUUCAAGGAUUACAUUAAUCCCAGGUCCCAUUACUCGGGGAUUGCAGUGCUCCCAGGACCAAUUGCUUGGGGAUUGCAUUGCUCCCAGGGUCCAUUGCUCAGGGAUUGUAUUUCUCCCUGGGUCCAUUGCCCAGGGGUUGCAUUGCUCCCAGGGCCCAUUACUCAGUGGUUGCAUUGGUUCUGAGGCCCAUUACUCAGUGGUUGCAUUGGUUCUGGGGCCCAUUACUCAGGGGUUGCAUUGCUCCCAGGGCCCAUUACUCAGGCCUUUGUUACACACAGUUCUCAUUGGUCCCAGGCCUUUGUUACACACAGUUCUCAUUGGUCCCAGGCCAUUGUUAAACACGGUUUUCAUUGAUCUCAGGCCUUUGUUAAACACGGUUUUCAUUGCUCUCAGGCCUUUGUUAAACACGGUUUUCAUUGCUCUCAGGCCUUUGUUAAACACGGUUCUCAUUGCUCUCAGGCCUUUGCUACACACAGUUCUCAUUGCUCCUGGGUCCGUUAUAUACAGUUCUCAUUGCUCCUGGGUCCGUUAUAUACAGUUCUCGUUGCUCCUGGGUCCGUUACAUACAGUUCUCGUUGCUCCUGGGUCCGUUACACAGAGUAUACGGAGAGAGCAGAGAAUGACUCAUACAUUUGCUGCUUGUUGUUUUCUUUCACAGAUGGCUUUAUCCUCAUUUGAAAUGAUUUUUUGGUUGUGAGUCAUGGUGUUACAUAGAGAGUUACUACCCCCCCCACCCAUCACAAGCUCACGUUUGGCGUUUGUGACUCAUUGCUGUGAUCUGCAGGAAACAUAUGAGCUGGAGAAAAAGACAGAGGAAUGCAGGGAAUGGGAAUCUCUACAAUAUGGGACAGACCUAUACCUCGCAUGGCCAACAAGGAGGUAUGCAGUGCAUGGGGGGAGCCCUGGGGUUAUAUAGGGAGAGUUAUAUGGAGUAAUAGGAGGAGUUAUAGGGAGAGUUAUAUGGAGUAAUAGGAGGGGUUAUAGGGAGGGUUAUAUGGAGUAAUAGGAGGAGUUAUAGGGAGAGUUAUAUGGAGUAAUAGGAGGUGUUAUUGGGAGGUUAUAUGGAGUAAUAGGAGGAGUUAUAGGGAGGGUUAUAUGGAGUAAUAGGAGGAGUUAUAGGGAGGGUUAUAUGGAGUAAUAGGAGGGGUUAUAGGGAAGGUUAUAUGGAGUAAUAGGAGGGGUUAUAGGGAGGUUAUAUGGAGUAAUAGGAGGAGUUAUAGGGAGGGUUAUAUGGAGUAAUAGGAGGGGAUAUAGGGAGGAUUAUAUGGAGUAAUAGGAGGAGUUAUAGGGAGGGUUAUAUGGAGUAAUAGGAGGAGUUAUAGGGAGGGUUAUAUGGAGUAAUAGGAGGUGUUAUAGGGAGGUUAUAUGGAGUAAUAGGAGGGUUAUAUGGAGUAAUAGGAGGAGUUAUAGGGAGGGUUAUAUGGAGUAAUAGGAGGAGUUAUAGGGAGGGUUAUAUGGAGUAAUAGGAGGUGUUAUAGGGAGGUUAUAUGGAGUAAUAGGAGGAGUUAUAGGGAGAGUUAUAUGGAGUAGUAGGAGGGGUUAUAGGGAGGGUUAUAUGGAGUAAUAGGAGGAGUUAUAGGGAGGGUUAUAUGGAGUAAUAGGAGGGGUUAUAGGGAGGUUAUAUGGAGUAAUAGGAGGAGUAAUAGGGAGGGUUAUAUGGAGUAAUAGGAGGAGUUAUAGGGAGGGUUAUAUGGAGUAAUAGGAGGAGUUAUAGGGAGAGGUUAUAUUGAGUAAUAGGAGGAGAUAUAGGGAGGGUUAUAUGGAGUAAUAGGAGGAGAUAUAGGGAGGGUUAUAUGGAGUAAUAGGAGGAGUUAUAGGGAGGGUUAUAUGGAGUAAUAGGAGGAGAUAUAGGAAGGGUUAUAUUGAGUAAUAGGAGGGGUUAUAGGGAGGUUAUAUGGAGUAAUAGGAGGAGUUAUAGGGAGAGGUUAUAUGGAGUAAUAGGAGGAGUAAUAGGGAGAGGUUAUAUGGAGUAAUAGGAGGAGUUAUAGGGAGGGUUAUAUGGAGUAAUGGGAGGGGUUAUAGGGAGGUUAUAUGGAGUAAUGGGAGGGGUUAUAGGGAGGUUAUAUGGAGUAAUGGGAGGGGUUAUAGGGAGAGUUAUAUGGAGUAAUGGGAGGAGUUACAGGGAGGGUUAUAUGGAGUAAUAGGAGGGGGUAUAUGAAGUAAUAGGAGUUAUAGGGAGUAAUUGGAGGAGUUAUAAAGAGGUUUAUAGGGAGUAAUAGGAGGAGUUAUAGGGAGGUGUUAUACGGAGGUUUAUAGGGAGUAAUGGGAGGGGUUAUAUGGAGGUGUUAUACAGAGGUUUAUAGGGAGUAAUAGGAGGAGUUAUAGGGAGGGUUAUGUGGAGUAAGAGCAGGAGUUAUAGGGAGGGUUAAAUGGAGUAAUAUGAGUUCUAGGGAAUAAUAGGAGGAGUUAUAAAGAGGUUCAUAGGGAGUAAUAGGAGGAGUUAUAUGGAGUAAUAGGAGGAGUUAUAGGGAGGAGUUAUAUUGAGUAAUAGGGAGGUGUUAUACGGAGGUGUAUAGGGAGUAAUGGGAGGGGUUAUAUGGAGGGUUUUAUUGGCUAAUAGGAGUUAUAUGGAGGUGUUAUAGGAAGGGUUAUAUAGAGUAAGCAGAUGAAUUAUGCAGAAUUUUCCAUGAAGUAAUUAAUUGCUAGGUGGCUGAUUAUUUGAAGGUGGGUUAAUAGGAGGGUGUAGAGCGAUGAGUUAUAAUAUAGAAUGAUAGGAUGAGCCAAAGACCGUUUUGUAGUUGCAGUACAGGACGUGUGAUGUGUGAGGUUGAUUUCUGAUAUUAGGGGUUAACCGAGCCCGCGGUUUGUGUUACCAAGUUACAAGGUUGUAAAAGCUGAAAUUAAAAUGCAUUUCCUGCCCCUUCCUCUUUCUCUUCCAUGUUAUACGGUUGACUCGUGGCCCUGCAGGUGCUCGCUUCUCUGCCACAGAUCUGCUGGGGAUUAUCACACAUUUUCACCAGAUUAUUUCCUGUCUGCUAGAAAAGGCGAGCUUAUCUUGUUCACCGAAACGUCCUGAACGCCGCCAAUCCCGCACCUCGGUUAGAAUCAUGUGCAAUGUUUGGAGUAAGACUUAAUGGACGUAUCAUUAAUCUACAUUCGCCAUGCAUUCAGUGAUUUCAUUCAGACUCCAUCUCACAGGACCCCCUCCGGUGGAAAGGUGAGUACGUAGAGAAGUGUCUUUUUAAAUGCUGUAUUCCAUCCGUGGCUGCAGAGCCCACACAAUGUUCCAUACAUAUAUUAAACCUUAAUAUUAAGCAGCAUGUCACCUCACAGAUCUACAGCAUCAUGUUGCUCAAUUCUUUCUUAUUAAUAUGGUUUCCCAGAGCUUUCAGCGUGAAACACAAAGUUCUGUAAACGGGAAGUGGCAAACUUUGAUGCAAAUAUCGUCUGAUUCAUCCUCUCCGUUCUGCUUGCUGUAUCUGAUGGGUGAAUUUUGCACAGAAAUAAAGUGUAAAAUACUGUAUUAUUGUUCAAGCAAAAAACAAUCAUUACACAUGGAACAUUAGCUUCAAAACAGAAUUUGUACUGUUUCGUGCCAUUUUCCCCACUUUUUUUUAGUCUUACACGACACGAGGGGUAUGCAGUAUUCUAUAAUAUACAAAAGGUUUCCAUAGCAUUGUGUGCAUGUCCUAUAAUCUUAUUACAUGUUUAAAUCACACAAUGCUGAGUGCUAUUUAAUAUCAUAUUACAUGUUUAUAUAGGUGUAAGGUGCUUCUGUUUGAUAUUAAACUACAUCUUUUUAACAUCUAAUCAUUCAACACAAUCAAAAUAUUUAAAAUUGUUACUCUUUAGACUUUGAAACGGUCAAUGAAACAUGAUCCUUCCUCGAGCUUUGUACGUGCAUAUUAAGCCACUGCUAUUGAUUUGAAACAGGUUGUAGGACCCUCGUAAAAGAAAAUGUAAAGACAUCUAAAAAGAAAUGGUGGCCCUACCCAUUCGGUAUAAACAGGAAUUUAUUUACUAGGUUAAGAAUCGCAGAGAACCGACAUGGGAACUGCAAUUAAACACCAAAAUAGCUGUACUCUAAAAAUUUCUGAGUUGGAGAAUGAGUCCAGUUAAUUUAUUUUGGACUGUAAUUUGGAAACUUUCGUCAGUUCUUUACAAUUCCUUGUUUAGUGAAUAAAGCAGUGAGUGUGAGACGAUCUCAUUGAACGAGUAUUCACCUGGAACAUGAAGCGCUGUGCAGUUACAGGUUAUACUGAAAAUCUACAAUAUGGAAUUAAAGUAUUCAUAUUUUAUAUAUCUUCAUACUGAACCAAGGUUUCAUUCUGGUCCACCAACUCUAAGCCCUUAUUCCAAAGCCUGCUCUGACUGUAAACGUGGACAGAUAGUAAAAAAAGUGAGAUUUAUUUUUCCGUUUGACCCAGUUUCUCCUGUAUCUGGAGCUGCUAGCUAGAUUUAAACGGAGAGCCAACCAUCACGCAGAACUUGUAAUCACAGUUACUUCUAUAAUACUCAGGUCACAGGAGCAUUAGUCCCCAAACCCUUUUAUUCUGGUUGAAAAAUAAAUUUUGAAGUGUGCGUGAUGCGUUUCAAGCCUUAAAAAAACAAACACUCUUAUUCAUGAACUGAUUCUUUCAGUCUGCGUGUUCUAAGCUAGUUAAUUCAAAUGCUGUUUGUAUUUUUCAUGAGAUGAGUGAAGUUGCUUUUUGAAUUUCAUUUUUCUUGGCCUGUGUAUAAAAGUAGCAAUAAAUUGUUAUAUAAAGUCUUAAUUUCUUACACUAUGCCAAACAUACACUCAACCCCUGAGUCUGAUCACCUACAGUCAUGGGGAAAAGAAAAUACACCCUCUUUGAGUUCUAUGGUUUUACACAGGGGUCAAGUAAUGGGGAAUAAAGUGUGGGAACUCAUACAUACAUACAGACGAAUACACUCACAGACACACAUUCACAGAAACACACACAUACACACAAAUUAUUCAUAUUUUUAAAAAAUGUCCACCCAGCUUCUCUACCUGGAAUGCGCACGCAUUCAGCCGGUCACAUAGGAAAGCAUUCACAAUGCUUUCCUAUGGACGCUUGCGUGCUCUCACUGUGAAAAUCACAGUGAGAAGCACGCAAGCGCCUCUAGUGGCUGUCAAUGAGACAGCCACUAGAGGACUAGGGGGAAGGCUUAACCCAUUCAUAAACAUAGCAGUUUCUCUGAAACUGCUAUGUUUAUGAAAAAAUGGGUUAACCCUAGCUGGACCUGGCACCCAGACCACUUCAUUAAGCUGAAGUGGUCUGGGUGCCUAGAGUGGUCCUUUAACACAAUGCCAAUGAGGAAAAACAUCAGGGAGAGGAAUCAGCAGUAAUGCGGCGGGUUACUCAACGUAUUACAGGAAUUUGAUUUUUGUUAAAUAAAUCAUGGCACGGUGUAAUAUGUCAUGUGUUCUUGUUCAUCUGAGAUUGUAUUUACCUAAUUUUGAGACCUUCUAAGGGACAGAUGAUUGUUAUUAUGUAUUGACAUGUAAAACCAUAGAAUUCAAAAAGGUUCCAAAUUCUUUAUUUUUCCCAUGACUGUUUAUUAUACCUUUCUCCCUUUCACUAGACCCUCACCUUUUACACAGGACCCUCACCUUUUGUAUGCAUUCCUGUAUGGUGAUGUAUUUGAUGAUUUCCGCACGGUUCAUACAUUAUAUAAGAUUUUUGAUCUGACAAUGUGCUUACACUUAGUUGGCCCAUUCCAGGUGUUUUUUUUCCCCAGUUUCCAGAGCCCCUUUCUGAGAAUCAGUUUAGAUAUUUAAAUAUGAAGGCCCCCACCAAUCCCUCAGUAUAGUUGUUCUAACCCUUUGAAACGUAUCCCCUCAAAGAGAAAUGCUAAGUGACAAAUCAUUCAAGAAAGAUUCCUGCGUGCUGUCUGUGGUGCUGGUUGUUCUGUAAGUGUAAGUGUAACGAGAUCUUAUCUGAGGAGCUCACUGCAUGACUGCAAAUGAUCUAGGAUCAUGGAUUACGUGGAGCAAAGCUGACAUAAUACUAGCUAAGGGAAUUAAAAUUUAAUCUACGUCUGAGCCAAAUGGAACAAUUUUUACGCCAAGAGUCGAUGUAAAAACACUGCAUAACGUGUUAUACACAUAGCUUAUCAAAGGUGAAAUAUGGAACCCAGGGUGGAAUGUUAUCGGUUCUCCUAAGAACAUGCUUUUAAUGGUAGAAAAAUAUUUAAAACAAUAUUAUCAUACAGGUCUGAGAUUACCUGGGCCCUUUCACCCACUGAGAACCUAAUACUGCUGUCUCCAAAGUCUCUUGGCUCGUUGCAAGGAUGCAAUGGAUAUUCUGCAGCACAGUGCCUCAUGUUGGGUCUGCAAUUGAUAUUUAAUACAGUCCCAGAUUGGGAAAAGUAUUAACCAGCUGCUAAACCUAACCUGUAAAAUUUGGCAACACUAAUAAACAAUGCUUUAGCCUGUACUAAAGUCAUUAAUUUGGCUUACUGAUAACAAACCAAGUUUUUCCUCAUUAUGGCUGUCAUCUUACCCUUAACCCUAAAACCAGGAACCUGGUAGAAUGAUACCAGAUUUAAGUACUACGUCAAUUAUGCAUCAUAUAUGAUGGCAACAAAACGUGCCAUUUCCAGUGUGCUCUGUUCCUGUUUAGGAAACUAAACAACCCACAAAAUAAAUAAUAUAGCUCAUUGGUCAUGUCCAUAUGUUUUUUAAACCCUUAGAUCCACUUUUAGAUAAUUGACUGCAGUAGAAACGGGAGACAGAUCAUGAAAUGAGUAUUCUUGAUAAGAGCACACUUAAAGGAUCACUAUAGGGCCAGGAACACAAACAUGUAUUCCUGAGCCUAUAGUGUUAACACCACCAUUUAGCCCCUCAUGCCUCCAUAAAUAUAGCAAAAUCUUACUGUAUUCAAGCCUGAAGCUGUAACUCUGCAUGCUGUUAGACUCAGAAAACGAGCAGUCUGCUGACAUCAUCAGAAGUGGUAGCCUGAUCCAAUCACAAUGCUUCCCCAUAGGAUUGGCCGAGACUGACAAAGAGGCAGAUCAGGGGCAGAGCCAGCACAAUUUAAACACAGCCCUGGCCAAUCAGCAUCUCCUCAUGAGGAAAGUUCAAUGUCUGCAUGCAGAGGGAGGAGAUAAUGAAUGUUUGGAUGCAUUUUAGGGAGCCAUGACCCAGGAAGGAUCUGUAACAGCCAUCUGAGGAGUGGCCAGUGAAGUUAUCACUAGGCUGUAAUGUAAACACUGCAUUUUCUCUGAAAAGACAGUGUUUACAGCAAAAGGCCUAAAGGUAAUGAUUCGAGUCAAUAGAACAAAUUCAAUAAGCUGUAGUUGUUCUGGUGACUAUGGUGUCCCUUUAAUCAUUUAAAAAGAACAAUUUGGGAAUGUGAUGGAAGCGCCACUACCACUGACUUGUGGAGAGGCUUGAAGGCCAGCUUCCGGACCCAAGAGCCCCCGAAAUUGGCUAUUUUCACUGUGGGGAGAGAUAUGGGGGCCGUGGAUGCUAAUUUUGCUUCUCAGACAGCAUUGGGGACCUCUGGGGAUUACCAGGACUCUUCUUAAACCUUGAGGGCCUGACCGGGAAAUAACCUGAAUCUUUUUGGAACUGUUCAUUAGAUCGGGACUGUGCCUCAAUCUGGUGAAUCUUUAAUUGGGUGUUCAGUAAAACUUUAACACGCUGUAGCUUGGGCAUGAAUUCUCCAAUCAGGGCACUAUUUUUACAAUAAGGGCACUUAGUGAGGAGCUAUCGAGGGAUAUAUAAUGUGUACUGUUCAGAGAAAUAAGGUUCUGGAGGGCAUUUUUUACCUCUAGAUCUUUGAGGGCACAGCAGGGAGCCUUUUGUGUUAACUGGAGAUGGUGGCUGGGAGAUACUAUUGUACUGUGCAUUGCAUUGUAUGUAGGACCCCAGCAUUGUUGUGUGUAAUACAGAUCAUUCUUCCCCUCUACAUUCAGUCUUGAAUAAUGUAUGGAGGAAAAGCUGCAAUCGCUGCUUUACAGGAGAGAAGGUCUCCAGAGGUAAAACCACUGCAGCCUGGUCUAAUGGAAGAGGUUCUCAGAGACCCCAGUAAGGCUUCUAGAUCUGAAGCACUAUAGAGUCCCUGGUAGCAUGGAGGAAAAUGAUGUGGCGGAGGUACUCAGUCGGGGUACAGGAGCUCUGUCACAGGGAAUCACUACCCUGAAAUCUAAUAUAAACUAAUCAAUACUUAUGCCAAGUAAAUGAUCUGGAUAUUUAAUUGCAUCAUAUGUCCAUUAGGUGUUAAGUCCACCACAAUAUCAAAGAACCCCAAUAUUAGUGGGUCCCAAUCUUGUUUCAACAUGGCUCAAUAUUAGUUUACUGUCUGUGUUAACCCUUUCAAUGCCCAAAUUCAGUUAAACCUUUUGCCCCCUGUAGUGGACCACCAGUAACCCGACUGGUUACCUCCGCUAAUUCCUUCCUUCAGCCACUCUGGAACCAUUAAAGCAUACAGACAUCCAUUCCCCCAGUAACCAGACGAAACAUAGUUCUGGGAGUCAACUGAGGUUUAUUGGAACACACACGUCUUUUAUGCACAGAUCCCUACAUGGGGUUUCCCAUACAAUAAUACAGGGGUUUUCCUCUACAGAAAAAUAUACAAUAUUCUAAAACAUUGCAAAAAUACAUUUUAAAAGGGGCUAAUUUGAUUGCAUGAGAGGUGAGAGCCUACAAUCGAAAUUCCUCUUUGAAGCUGGGACCCCAACUGAGCCACUCUGCAAGUUGUAAGAACUAAAACUUACCCACAGAUUAAUAACCAAGCCUCAUUUAUAUUACAUUCAGAAUGGGACAAGCACAUUCUUCUAAUCAAGCCCAAACAUGAUUUGCGAACAAGGGGAAAAAACAUACGAAUGAAUAGUAGUUCUGCCACACAGUUCCCCCUUAACCACAAGCCAGCAUACACAGUCGGAUCGGCUUGGGGAUAUCUGUGAAGUACGGCUGUCCAUACAAUCAGUGCUGGUGUUUCCCUAGGGCUCACAGCACAGCAAGGCAUUCUUGUUUGAUGGUGCUGUCGCGCUCCUUUCUGGGUCAAAGUUUCCUGUUCAGAUGCGACAUCAUCUCUGACCUGACUUAAUACCGCACCCCAUCCAAACAUUCAAGCGCCUGGACCUCAGAAUGUAAGUAAGUCUCCGUGAUAUGGGCCUGGGAUCAGGGACGGCAGGAACGCUGAGGUCAACUGGCCUAGGUCAUUCCCCAGUAAGCCGUCGGUGGGGAGAUCCUGUAUUAAUCCCAAAUCAAUCAGACCUGAUCCGACACCCCAAUUCAAGUGGACCCUCGCAGUGGGUAACCCGUGUACUGCUGCCCGUACCCUAUGCAUUUUGGAGCAUGAAAUAUAAUCCAUGAAACCUCACUCACCCUCAUUUAUACUCUUUAAUGAUUGCCAGUAUGUAGAGGAACAUAUUUAUCUGCCAGAAGCCACUAGUCACUGAUAUAAUGCCUGUAAAGUUUCAGAAAAUUUCAGCUUACCUCUUUCAAUCAGUUUAGGAGGUUUCAAUGGGUGAUAACACUCCUACUAUUAGAGGUGAGGGACAGUGAAUGGAUGCUAUCAUUUCAGUGUCAGCAUAACAUUAGCAUUCCAGAGUUUGACAAAGAUUGCUAUAGCACAGUGGUUCCCAAACAUUUCAGGUUCAAAGCACCCUUAAUAUUUUAAUAUUUUUCCAAGGCGCCCCUGUAGCUGAGCUAGAAUAAUAAAAUCCACAAGUCUCCACUGAUCUUCUAUAACGCAGGAAAAAUAGCGUUGUUCAACAGAUAUACCCAAUUCCCCCAGUAACCGGACGACACAGUUCGGUGAGUCAACUGAUUUUUAUUUAGUCACAGCAGGCUUUUAUGCCCAGUCCCCUACACGGGGUUUACAAAAUAGGAAAGGUCUCAAUCCCAGAAUUCUCUGUGCCUGAGAGAUAAUUGCGUGAGGAGAUUCCUUUAAUUGAAUUAUCUCUCAGGUACAGAAAAUCCCACAAAAUCUACUGUACCCCAAAAGUGUCCCCACCGUCCACAGGAACCCCACAAAAAGUACAUUCCCAGAUAGUCCUGAUCUGAGGGUACAAAAUAUCCAGGAAUCACUCAGAUCGGUUUGGUGGAACGGAAAUACCAUCAAAGUAAAGUUUUUACUGGCCAGACCCGAGGCGUUAGCCCAUAAAAAUUCCAGGGAAAUAGGUGUCCUGGCUGGUCUCUGCUCGUGGGGUUCCAGUGCGAACACCAUACAAGGGAAUAUCUUGUUUUCAGGAUACGAAUGUUCCCCCUGUUCGGUAGUUUAUAUUUCCCGAAAGUCGUUCAUGUGGAUGAACUGGAAUGGGCAGUGGUCGAAGGUUUACCGGUGUUCACGUGAGUGCCUAGCCGAAAAGAGUUCCAGGCACUUGAUGACCAAGUACCGCUGCCCUCGUUCAGGAGACAAGAUGGCCGCCAUUCCCUCUCUGCCACGUGUUCGGUUAUUUGAAAUGGCGGCCACCCAGGGGAAGCACUCAUUGAUUGUUUCCCUUGCGGUUUCACACUUAUAGGGUUGGUGUCAACGUUCUAAUGGGGUAAUGGGGUGGUCCUCGUUCGGGAGAUGAAUGGAUUCUGUUCGUAAGCAAUCUCCCGAACGGCAAAGGAAAUAAACACAAAUUAACAUGGGAAAGCAUCUGAAAUGGGAUUCACAAUCCAAUGUUUCCAAGGGAAACUGGGUACCCCUGUUGGCAGGAAAACUGUCUGGACGUGCAGCUGAGGCGUAUCGGGCAGUACUUGAUGAGGACAGCAAAAACUACACCAGGGUCAAACAAGCCAUUUUAGCGCCGUAUGACAUCACACCCCAGGCAUACCAACUCCGAAUUCAAAAACUGAUGAAAGCAGGAGAAAGAUUCACACACUUGCAUGCACGAGUGGGCAUGCCGACUUCAAAGAGCUGACAUGGGAUGGGUGCAGGCUAACCAAGCCACAACUAUGGAGGAGCUAUUCCAGCUUAUACCCCCAAAACUAUGUGUCGUCUGGUUACUGGGAGGGGAAAGGGCUAAUCACUACUCCAGCUUGUUCCAGUGUGGAGGAUUCAACACGGAAAGUCUUGUAAGGACUAGAGCUCCCAGGACUGAGUGUCGUCCAGUGCCUGGGAGUGGAUAGAGUGAGGCAUUUGGCUCCAGGACAGAGUGGUUCCAGGACCCCAGUGAAGUCACAGCAACUGGGGGCAGGAGUGCUGCGGUUUGUCCCCUGUUCCAGCUAGGAAGUGGUCCUUGGCGGAGGUACCCAGCCGGGGUAGAGGGAGCUCCGUUACAGCCCCAAGUAAAAACAAAAUUGUAUGUUGUAUAUAUGUACAGCGCAGCGGCAUAUACUGGGCCCCUGUACAACAGAAAUGCUUGCAGUUCAAGCGCAGAUCCAGAGCCUAAUCUUGGGAGGGACACUGGUAGAUUAUUUAAAGAAACAAUCCGGGCACAAUAACCACUAUAGCACUUUGUAGUGGUUAUGGUGCCAGUAGUGCCGUAGUGCCCUCUCAGAGUAAGUAGUCAAACUGUUUAGGAACAGUUUGACAAUCUACCUGGGAUCUGCUGGGAUAGGGGCUGUAGAAGGGGAUAGGGGCAGUAGUGUAUGUGAGGGUUGCAAUGUGUGUGUGUUUGUGAGUGGUGCCAUGUGCGUGUGUAUGAGUAGUGCAGUGUGUGUGUGUAUGUGGGGCAGUUUCUGCAUGAGGGGUGUACAGUGUGUGUGGGGGGCAGGUUGUAUGAGGGGUACAGUGUGUGUGGGGGAGGUGCAGUGUGUGUGUAUGGUUGGCAGUGUGUGUGGAGGGAGUUAUUGUGUCUCUGUGCGGGUAGGAGGGCAAAUUCAUAUUUAUUUAGAAAAUAUUUUACCAGGAAAGAUACUGUGUCAAAAGCGACCUCGCCACUGGUUUUUGGAGGGGACUGAUUGCCAGCCUCUUGCCUUGGGACUAUGGCCCCUGGGAGAUUGGACACUUUAGAAACAGCAUUGGGGCUUAUGGACUUGUAUUGGACCAUGCUGGCCCUUUAAGAACCAUCUGGGGACAUAUUGAGACUGUGUGUGACAAUGCCCCAUUAAGACUAUGACCCCAGACCUUUAAAAUCCUUUGUGCAUGGCUUUCUCCCAUUUGCUUCAGUAAAUAGGUCUUACUGAACCAAGUACCACACAGGCGGACCACCCAGAAGUGGAAGUGUGCAGGCAAUUUACCUCCCAGGCUGGGAGCCUGCUGUAGGUAAAUUACCGACCACUGGAGGGCCGCCAUUCGUACAAACGAACAUGUGGCGGCGGCCAUCUUUAUUCAGGUGAACGCGUUCAAGGUGUGUGCAGCCAAAUUCAUGGAAAUGAAAUCGGCUACACAUUUAGCCGAACACUGCUGACCCUUACCUUCUCCUCCUCUGAGUUUUCAGCCACAGAAACGAAUUUCCGUUCGGCCAUUCAAACGCAUGUUCGAAUGGGACUUAGUCAUUUUUUCAGUGUGAAAUUGACCGACCGCACAGCCCAAAUCUAUAGAACUGUUUUGGGCAGGAAAAUGUGCUUGCGGUCGGUCAUAAAGGACUUCCAGCUAAAUUUGUAUCUACUGGAGAGAUUUGUAUGAUUUUUGAAAGUGUUCAUAUUUGAAGUAUGCUGGUUCUGAAAAUGUAUUCUGAAAAUGCAUUUAUGUGAAUGGCAUGUAUAGUUUUAAAGUUACAGUACAUGUAUAAAAAGUAUAUUCUAUCACAGGCAGAGGGGAGGAUUUUGUGGGAAUGAAUGGGAGUGUUUUACUAUAUUGUACGUGUUGGAUUGGUUGUUCUUCAAAACCCUGUGGGCUGUACUAUAUGUGUAAAAUGUGCAUAAAAGCAGAGUGUUUCAUUAAAACACUCCUAUUGGGGGAAUCUGCUACAAGGGAUUGCUAUGCUAGUCAUACUCUCUUGCUAUAUCACUACUAAGCUCUUGUAAGAGCUUGUUCCUGUCUUGCUCUCUGAAGGAGUCUAUGGUGGUUAUGGUGUCGGCUGGAGUGCUUGGAGCCCUCAGGAAGCUCUGGGAGCAUCCUUCAACGGAGGUACCCAGUCGGCGUGCCAGGUGAUCACAGAUACAGAUCACAGAUGUUACAGAUACAUUGAGAUUUCUCUCGUUUUCAAGUAUGUCCUGGGUCCACAAAACAUUACAUUGAUUCAAUAUGGUACAAUCAAAUUCAAAAACAAUAUUAAUACACAAUACAUAAAAAAUUUAACAUAGAACAGGUAGGAAAUAUAUAUUCACCCAUGACAGGUGCAUUCUGUUUUGAGGUAUAUAGAGAGGGAUCUCUUAAAGGACUUUAGGCUUGGGGAAGAUUUGAAAGUGUGCGGGAGGUCGUUCCAUAAUUGCAGCGCUCUGUUAGAAAAGGAGGAUCGGGCUGCUUUCUUUUUGUAUUGAGGUAGACUAAAUAAAGUGCUGGUACAGGAUCAGAGGUUUUAUAUAUAUAUAUAUAUAUAUAUAUAUAUAUAUAUUUUUUUUUUAAAUAAAAAUUAUUUUAAUAUUCCCCCCUCCCUGCUUACCUUUGCCUGGGAGGGGGGACGGUACUCAACCAUGGUGCUCCGGUGGGGAAGCCCUGGCAAUCCUAGUGGUGAGAGUGAACUCUAGCAGCUUAAGGAGCUCCUAGAGUUCACUCUCGCGAGAUUCUGAGCAUUGCCACGGUAACCGUGGGAAACCCGGCGGAGCUGCAGGUUAGAGCUCCCCCGGGUCCUCUCUCCCUCCCCUGCCAGCUGCCAAAUUACACUGCUAGCGGGCCGGAGAGGGAGAUCUCUGAUCUCCCCUCCGGUCCUGCAGAGCUGGCACAGGAGAUUGAGGCAAUGAAAAUAUCUUGGGGCUCCCUUGUGUGUCUGGGGUGCCGUGGCACACAGUUUGGGAACGGCUGCUAUAGCAGUUUUAAAUACUUUUAUUUAUAAAUAUAUAAUUUAACUGUAAAUACUGUAUGUGGAAAUUAUGUUCAAAUGCAGACAUUCUUUUUACAUUUUUUUGCCAUUUUUUGUAAUCUGUGCUGCUAGUAAUGAUGUUUUGCUUCACAUUUCAGAUCCUGUGUGAAAUAUUUAUACUCUCUAAAGCUUUUCAUUUUUAAAAUAUUUUUGAUAAAAGAUAAACGAAUAAGUGAAAAAUACCUUUUCAGUUUGUGUGCAAAGCAAUAAAUACACAAAAUUGCUGCCUUAUGAUAUGUUUAUAUGCAAGCUAUGCAUCCCUUGCUUCAAAUAAAUCUAAUACUAAGAUGUUUUUCUUAACCAUGGAUUUUGGUUAAAGCAGUCCUCCGCACCCCACAGGUGUCCCACAUCAAAACAUAUGGCAUAUAAAUUCUAAUAGUCUCAUUUUUUUAAAAUUUUGAUAUGUUUUGAUUGAUAUAUAUAUAUAUAUUAAUAUAUCAAAACAUAUCAACAUUUUACAAAAUUUGAAUAGUUUCAUAAUAUUAAAUCAUUUUGUGGAAGGACAAAAGGUAAUUGCCUCAUAUUCCUAGAUGGGACAAUUCAUUCUCAUUUCCAUUGCUUUUUUGGAGGACCACAUACAUUACUGUAGCACAUAUUCAGGAAGAUCUUUACUAUGUUUUCCUAAAUUCUAUAGCAUUUUUAAAGCACAGCGUGUUUUCAAAUAUGUUGACACAUUCUCCCUUUUCUUUUUCUUUCAAUAGAAACAUCUAUUCAGGAAACUCUUGUACCAGAUGGACGAGACUUGGAAUGUCUACAACUCUCGUUGCCAACCAUGGCUAUGUCUGCUGUCUAUUAAAUCCCACCCUCUUCUAAAACAUAUCAAGUAUCUACGCAAACCAGCUGCUUGCAAGCAAUUUCUACUCCACUUUAUCCGUUCACCCAACAGUGUGUGGCAAAGAGUUUGACAUCGGCCUGACAACAGCCACGACAGCUUCAACUAUGGAGAAUGCUAAACUGUCUGUAAUGUUGAAUGCGCAGCCUUCUACUGAUAUCCAGAGAAAUUCCAUUCAAACAAUCACGCUGAAUGUUGUCAACACUUUGCCUAUUCUAUCUGCUGGUUACUCUUCUGCCCCCAACAUCGUCACGCAUGGGAAAUCAAAGAAUGUUGGGAAACAUGUGUGCAAGCACUGCGGUAGAGAUUGUUUGAAGCCCAGUGUCCUGGAGAAACACAUCCGCUCACACACCGGCGAAAGACCAUUUCCAUGUGCAACUUGUGGCAUUUCAUUCAAAACUCAAAGCAAUCUGUACAAACAUCGAAGGACACAAACUCAUGUGAACAACAUUAAACUAAGCUCGGCCCCUAGCAUCGAUCUAAAAGGCCAAGUUGGUGAUCAAGUAGGGGACAAUUUAAUGGACAAUCUGAAACAUAUCACAGAGAAAGGCAUUGCUAUAGACACUGGACAGUCUACUCAACAUACCAGUUCAGACACCAGUUUCUCUUCACAGGAAAAUACUGGCUUAUCCUUCUUUACAAGUGAAGACAUGUCUGCCCAAGCUAUCAACUCUCAAUUGGUUCAUGGAAACUGUGAGAAGACUGGUCAGCUUUCAUCCAAAACAGCAAUUAUUUCACCCCCUGUACCAAAUCAGAAGAGGAUGCUAAAAAGUCAGAACUCUCCAUCUGGAAAUAGGCAGAUUCAGGUGCAACGACAGUAUGAGACUGGUGUAGAAAAGCAAUGGGAACGCAGUCCAUCUGAGUACAAAUUGAAAAAAUGUGAGAGCACAGACUCUGGGUAUUUGUCACAUUCAGACAGUGCUGAUCUGCAAAUGUUUUCCGGUAGCCCACUUCACAGUCUGAGUGAGUGCAGCCUUGAGUCUGAACAUGCACUUAGCACUAGUUCACUUCAGGCUUCAAGCGAGGACUGUGACGAUAAAACACUGACUGGGAAGAAAACACUAGAAGAGCAUAUUACCAUGCUGAUUUCUCGAAACCAAGCCUUGGUAGAUGACUCUCACUUAGACAAUGUUCGUCCUCGUAAAACCACUUUAUCCAAACAAGGGAGCAUCGAUCUUCCAAUGCCCUACACCUUCAAAGACUCUUUUCACUUUGACAUUAAAUCCCUUGAUGUGAACAGGAAGAAGGUUUUUCCAUGUCCUAACAGGUCUACCUUCAAUCCAGCAGAGAAAGGCAAACCUCUCUUUUUUCACUCCGUCCCCACUCAGUUCUCCACUACAAUGGAUAACGUAACCAUGACACGCUGCAACUCAUUGCCAUUUGUUGAAAGCUGUAGGUUAACACCAGAUAAGCAAAAUUCUAAAUGCCAGUCCAUCGCAAAGCAACCAUUAGAUGCAAGUUUUGCGAGUCUAUUGCUAACCAGUACUGCUGCGGCCCACACAGUGGAUUUUUCAAGGAGCCAUCCACGGGGGCUUGUUAGACAGACCGCUGUUGAUGAGGUACUGGUUAACCCUGCAGCUGAAUGCCAUUUUCCAGAGGUGAUAAAAAGCAAGAAGAAGCACUCAAGUGACCACCCUGCCUCGAAGUGCAAGGGAGCCAGUAAGAGAGGUGGCUCGAAAAAGACAAACAUGUUUUCUCAUGAAAAGUGGCAGAUGUAUGGGGAUGAAACAUUCAAAAAACUUUACCAAAACGUAGAGAAAAAUGAGAGUUCCAGAAAGGUGAAGCAAGAAAUUGCAGAAACAACGAGUUUGGUUGACAAUGAAAAAAAAAUCCCGAUUGCAGGUGGCGCAGUAAAUGUAAGUGAAAAUAUCACCAUAAAAACUUCAAAACACUUGUUUAAGAUUGCCUCUGGAGGUUUUAGGCAGGAACCUUCACUCCUAUAUGAACCACGGUCACCCAAUGGCCAUCAUCCAAAUUCUUCAGAACUCACCCAGGGAAGCAAAACAUUACACUCAGGAAUCAACUACAAACACUCAAUCCAAAAAGAUGUUAAAGUGUGUACCUCAGAAGAGAAACUGUUUGCUUAUCUCUCCUCUUCAAAAACUGAAUUUCCACAACCUCUUCUAAAGGAUCAGAGUGUUAGUGCCAGUUCCAGCUGUGUGGCAGUUGAAUUAAAAGAAGUAGAGUGCAAGUCGCCCUCAAAUACAGAAAAAUGUAUCAAUUCUGAAAAAUUACAUUCAGAAAGAAAGAAGUUUAAAGUGGCUGAGAUCAGAGAUACACCAUCUGAUAGUAAUGCAAGUUGUUUAGAAACAGAUAGGGGUAAGGACAUUCAAAGGACAUUCUUUAAUAAAUACUCUUUGGACCAAUUGCAGAAAGCAAAGGUACAUUUGGGAGUAGAUGUCCGUGGUAGGACGGGUCUUGACACAUUUGCUAUUGAAGCAAGGGCCUCACAAGUGAAUGUGGAUAACGUGAAUACACUUUCUUCCAAUAUAAAAUGUAAUGCCCAGGGUUCAACUGUUCAUCUCUCCGGUAAGACCCACAUUUCAGGACAGUUUUCUUAUCAGUUCAUAGAGCCACCGACACCACCAAAUAAAAAUAUAUUCUCGCCAAGGUAUGUUAUCAAAUUACGAAGUGAUGGACUGUCGUCUGCUGAUGUAUCUGCUAAACAGGACUGUGGUCAUAGAAUGUCUUUUGAAGAUACAGCAGUACACUCCCUGGAUUCCGCACACUCGAAACAAUAUUUGAAUUCUGUGUCUGUAUUCUCGGCUCAGACUCAACCAGGGCAAACACUUCCUCCUCCAGAUCCAUUCAAGUUAAACCAUACCACUGAUUUCCUAAAUGCACCUUCUCUAAAUGCAUCACGUAUCUCCAAGAUGUCCUUCGAACAAGGGCCAAACUUGACCCAACAUGAUGAGAGGCAUACUGGCUACCACAAUGAUUCAGAUGCAGAGAAAAUCACAGAUACACAGCAUAUAUUAGUAGAAAUGACAUCUGCUGUUGCUAAAAACAUUGAGGGAUUGCUGGAAACUUUAGAGGAUCAAUGUCCAGACAAGAUAGCACAGACACAACAUCAACUCAGCUUGUCUGGAUAUGUAAAAACCUCAUCAAAAAUGUAUUCAAAUGAAACACCAAACAUUAAGCCAGAAAUAGAAUCAGGAGGCCGUGACCAUGAGCCCACCAGACUGAUUACUGGCCAUUCUCAGGAGAUACAACUACACCUUUUGGAUAAUUCCCACCCUGGUCAGCUCUCCAGGAACCAGCUAGCAAAACCGAUAACCAAUAUGAACUCAGGGAAUAGCAAAGACCUAACAACUGAGACCACUUUUUCAGUUUUAAAUACUGAGCCAAGUCCUACUUGGUGCUGGUUAAACAAAAGUGUUCCUCUCCCUGCAGAGCAGAAAGACAAGUCAUUUUCUGUUUACGCUUCAGUAACAUGCAACACCAUGGACCACAAGAGACCAGGAUCAGCGGUCCUGAUCCCAUUUCAAGAAGGGAGACCUGUUGGCAGCAUGACUCAGCUUAGAAGUGUGUCCUCUCUCUCCAGGGUGUCCCAAAGAGAUAUGGUAAAAUUAUUACCUUGACUUCUUCAAUUUCCUGAAUCCAUACUAUGACCCUUUUACUUUUCUCAUAUAUCUCCUUCAUGUACUUUUCACAUCUUCUGACAUAUCACUCUCCUGUCUUCUUCUACGAUAUAUUAUUUUAUGCUAAACAAUUUAGUAGGUAAUUACCAUCCUUUUUAUGCAGUGAAAUACGGCAUAAGAUAAAUUAAGUAAACCAACUCUGGAGUGUUCUUAAUAAACAGUAACGUGCUGUGAGUUGACAUCAGACUUAUAUAGGGUUUUCGGCUAAACCAUGGGUAGGCAGCACUCCAGAUGUUGUGGGUAUCAUUAUGGCAGUAAGAGUAUUAUGGCAGAUGUAGUCCAUAACAUCCGGCGUGCUGAAGGUUGCCUACCCCUGCAGUAAAUUAUGAAGUGUUAUUGUGACAGGAACAGGGUGGCUGGUCCCUGACUUUGGAUCCAGACCUGAACCUUCCAAAUACUACUAUGGUCCUCCUGGAGCUACUGCAGCAACUGGGUACCUUAUGGCUAGUUGCCCAGCAGCUCGAGCUUCUUCACUGAUAUCAUCCAACCAUCAGCCAGAUACUGGAUAACUAAGACAGUAGCAGUUUAUUAAACAGGCAGUGUAUUUAUACAGUAUGAGAUGUUACUUAAAGGGUAGUACUAGCUUCAGAACCUCUAUAAAGCUCUGGGACUUUUACCGCUCUGUUCCAAGAGGCUCUUCGGGAAAAGGUCCACUCAUUGUUGGCCACACUUUCCAUGGUUUCCUGGUCAGAGAACCAUGGAAUGGAGAACUGUAUUUUAGACUGUAAGACAGGCACACAAGUAACUCUUAAAACUCUCCUUUGCACCAGUCCCACAUAAUGUUUGCCCUUCGUUGUCCACAUUGGUUUGUGCACCACAGAGUUAACCCUUCAGGUGUCAGUAGGUGGUUUUUACUGUGUCCUUUAUAAUUAACCUAUUAAAUAUAUCUGUUACAUGCCCAGAAGAUUGUUCUGGCUUUAAGGGUUGGAUGGUGAUUUCCAUCACAAGGUGUCCAUAGUUUCUGGGUAGGAGGCUAGCCACCAAGCCUUUCUUCAAGGCUCAUCUAGGAUUAUUUUUUUAACCAAAAUAGCUCAGAUAGAGAAUUUUUCCAAAUCUGCUCUUUUUUGGUGUAAUAUUUGCAGUUGCAGUUGCCUUGCUGGCUGUAAUAAAGGAAGUGGAUAAAUCUGGUUGUAAACAUUUUGAUCUAUACUUGACAAGUGACUACAGUUUCCGGUUUAGAGAAUAAACUGUUCUUGUGAUCUGAUUUACUAAUUGAGUAAACAGGAAUUGUGUAGAAUUGAUAAGAGGAAUGCAAACUAGUUAAAAAGUAGUUUAGAGAAAAUAUAACUGUUUGUUUGAAAAUAAAUAAAUCCACCUGUGUUAUUUUGGCAGGCAAUUUUAUAACAUGACAGGAGGCUUCAUAUUUGCUUAAGUCUCUCUUUACUAGAACUCCACAGCAGCACAUUGGGGUCGAAGAACUAGGUAGAUGCUGAAAUCCAGGCCCUUUUCGAAAAGGGCACAGUCCAGUGGGCACCAGACGAUGGAGGUUUCUUCGGUUCCAUAUUCCUGGUGAGGAAGAACUUCCGCCUGAUAAUAAAUUUGAGGAACCUGAAUGCCUUCACCAUUUGCCGACAUUUCAAAAUGGAGGGCAUCAAUCUGCUGCGGGACCCUGCCCCAGGGAUUGGUUCACGUGACUAGACCUGAAGGACGCCUAUCUAUCUGUACCGGUGGACUUUACGUGCCGAUUUCUCAGAUUUCUCUGGAAGGGCAGACCUUGCCAGUACACCUGCCUACCCCUCAGCUUAGCGCCGUAGUGUUUCACCAAACUGUUAAAACCUGUGACGACACGUCUUCAAUCCAGGGGUGUUCGUUGUCUCAUCUACCUGGAUGAUCUACUGAUAUUUUGAGAGGAGCCCUCCAGACUGAAUUAUCAGACGCUUGCUGCGAUCUACUUGUUCGAGUCACUGGGUUUCGUGGUCAACCGGGAAAAAUCAGCCAUCACACCAACAAAGGUGAUCGACUUCUUGGGUUUCGAAACAGACGCAACGGAGUACCCCCUAAGCUUUCCUCAGUCCAAGAUCUCCACCAAUCUGAAGGAAAUCUGGAGGAUUCUGCAUCAGAACCGGAUCCCACUACAAAUGCUGGCUCGCGUAGUGGGUCUCCUCUCCGCAUCGAUCCAGGCGAUCUAUCCGGGACCCCUUCACUAAAGGGCCUUGCAACGCCUGAAGGCCCGCUUCCUAUGCAGGAGGCCCUCCUACGACCAAGUGAUCUCUCUCGUACCGGAUGUAAAGAUCGAGCUUUGCUGGUGGCUGCCUCACAUGUCAGCCUGGAAUGGCAAAGCGAUUUUUCAGACCGACCCACGAUUUCAUACUAGAGCUGGGGUUCGGGAGCUACUUGUACGACCAGCUCCACGGGAGGCCCCUGAUCAGAGAUGGAGACAGAGUACCACAUAAAUUGCCUGGAACUGAUUGCGGGAUCACCGCUAUUGGAUACUUUCGGAGGUAACGAUGGAGAUUUAAAGCUUCUGCUUCCAACGCAACAUCACUCUCAAGGCGGAGAGUGUCCUGGGAGUGUCGAACCUGACAGCAGGCUGGUUCUCCAGACAUUGGAGGGACGCCAGCAAUUGGAGGCUCCAUCAUUCGGUUUUCCUCGAGAUCGCGGACUAGAGGGGCCCAUUCACAGUGGAUCUCUUCGCCUCCAGGACGAACUUCCAGGUCCCAACGUACUUCAGUUGGCUUCCAGACCCGGCUUGCACGGAGGUGGAUGCUUUUCUUUAGAAAUGGCCUCAGGGAGCUUAUGCGUUUUCUCUGUUUGCUAUGAUCUCCAGAGUCCUGCUACAAGUACGACGUCAAUGUGUAUCAUUAGUGUUACUGACCCCCUAUGGCAAGUUCAGGCUUGGUUUCUGGAACUUUUACAACAGGAUCCUAUCCUCUAGGACCCACAAGGCAACCCUCAUCCCCUCGUGGUGGAUGGCCACCUUCAUUUAGUGGCCUGGACUCUUUCAGGCGAACCUGGAAUGUCGACGACGUAUCGCAGUCAGCUAAGAACCUCCUCUGGGACUCCUGAGCUCCUGGAACUAGGAGAUGCUACUUGUUCGCAUGGAACUCUUGGUGUCGUUGGUGCCUAGAACGGAAUACCAAUCCCUUUACAGCCCCUGUAUCCAGUGUUUUGGACUUCCUCUCUCACCUGUCUGACUUGAGUCGGUCGUAUUGUUAGGUUAACAUAGCCAGGUCUGCGAUCUCUGCGGCUCAUGUGCCUCUCCGAGGUUCCCCCAUUGGUCAAGACCCGUUGGUUUGCCGACUUCUCUUAGACUAACACGUCCUACAACAGGAAGUACUCCUCCCUCUGGGAUGCACACACGGUCUUAUCGUUCCUCCAGGAUUGGCCGGAUAAUCAAGAUCUGUCCCACCAACAGCUUUUGGUUAAAUUCACUCUUCUACUAUGCCUCAUGUCCUUUCGCCGGAUCUCCCAUGUCCGGGCAUUCAAUGUCGACGCACUCUCUUUUUCUCCUGGAAGGGGUUACCUUCUUUGUGUCUAGACGGACCAAGUCGGACUUGACGGCUAUCUUCUACCCAUAUUUCCGCGACUCACCUAAACUCUGCAUGGUGGCAGCUCUAUCACGAUAUGUGGUGAUUACAACUCUGCCUCGCCCUUCCCGUUCAGGGCAAUUACUGGUUCGGGUAAGAACUCUGUUGAUUUCAGUAGUGUCUGAAUUACUCUGGGUGGCUGCAUGUUUUUUCGAAGGACAUUUAAUUAGUUAACCAAUUCUUUCAAUUCUGUUUAUCUUGUUUCAGUUUAAAGUUUCAUCUACGGUUCCAUGUUCAAGUUUUUCUUCUGGAUGGCUGUCAUUGGUUGGAUCCGUUUUCUACAGUUUCUACAGUUACAGUUAUAUUUCUUUGUUUGUACUAUUCUUUGUUUUUGUCGCAGCUUGAAAGAGGAAGUAGUUGUACUUUACUGUUUUCUGAUUGGUUGUUUUCUCUCUGUGUUAAUGUGCUGCUGUGUAGUUCUAGUAAAGAGAGACUUAAAGGACCACUCUAGGCACCCAGACCACUUCAGCUUAAUGAAGUGGUCUGGGUGCCUGGUCCUUCUAGGGUUAACCCAUUUUUUAAUAAACAUAGCAGUUUCAGAGAAACUGCUAUGUUUAUUAAUAGGUUAAGCCUUCCCCCAUUCCUCUAGUGGCUGUCUCAUUGACAGCCACUAGAGGCGCUUGCGUGCUUCUCACUGUGAUUUUCACAGUGAGAGCACGCCAGCGUCCAUAGGAAAGCAUUGUAAAUGCUUUCCUAUGAGACCGGCUGAAUGCGCGCGCAGCCAGCCGGCGGGGCGUAACGGAGGAGGAUCGGAGGCAGAGAGCUCUCCGCCCAGCGCUGGAAAAAGAUAAGUUUAAACCCCUUUCCCCCUUCCAGAGCCGGGCGGGAGGGGGUCCCUGAGGGUGGGGACACCCUCAGGGCACUAUAGUGCCAGGAAAACGAGUAUGUUUUCCUGGCACUAUAGUGGUCCUUUAAGCAAAUAUUCGCCUCUUGUCAUUAAUAGAAUUAAGAUUAUAGGUACUCUAAAGCUAGCAUAACCUACAAUUUACAGUUAUUUUAGCAAUUUUGUACCAUUUCCCAUUUAGUGAAUAAACUAUAUUUACUUAAAGGACAAGUGCCACCUCAAAUCCAUUUUAACAUAAUUAUCCUUUCAUUAUGUUUUGAAAGGAAAUUGAUUUAAAAAAAAAUCUUAUUACCAGAAAUUUGCUAGGGAAUUCUAUAUUUUACUCCAAAUUACAUCACAAUCUAGCAGAGUCAAGGCACAUACAUUGCCCUGGAGAAGGGGAAACGGAAACAUUGUUUAAGUUUUAAUGAAGCUUUUAAAGCUGCCGUAACUGCUGUUGUGUUUAAACAUAUUGUCCUUGCCUUAUUAUGUUUAUUUUAUUGUUUUUUAGGAUGCAUCAAGUGAAGGAAUAUGUGUGGAUCAGAAGACAUGCAAAGCUGGUAUUGUGCUGAAAAAGAAGGAUUUAGACAAUACACAGGUCAUGCCCAUGAGUUCCAGGAAUCAUGUAAUGACUAAAAGCAGGCACCAGAAAAGGCAGGUUCAAUAUCACAAGCUAAUCCCAAUGCUUCCUACCAAAACAAGAAGUCAGGGGCCAAUGCACUACCAGGAGAGAAACCCAAGAACAAACUGAGCACUUGGAGUCUCAUACACACACAGAAUGGGCAAGCCACGGUCAGAGUCACACACAGAAUCGACAAACCAUAGUCAGACUCACACACACACACACACACACACACAAAAUGGACAAGCCAUGGUCAGAGUCACACACAGAGCCAAUCCACUGUCAGAGUCACACACACAGACACAAGCCAUGGUCAGAGUCACACAUAGACACAAGCCAUGGUCAGAGUCACACAUAGACACAAGCCAUGGUCAGAGUCACACAUAGACACAAGCCAUGGUCAGAGUCACACAUAGACACAAGCCAUGGCAAGAGUCACACACACAGACACAAGCCAUGGUCAGAGUCACACAUAGACACAAGCCAUGGUCAGAGUCACACACACAGACACAAGCCAUGGUCAGAGUCACACAUAGACACAAGCCAUGGCAAGAGUCACACACACAGACACAAGCCAUGGUCAGAGUCACACACAGACACAAGCCAUGGUCAGAGUCACACAUAGACACAAGCCAUGGUCAGAGUCACACAUAGACACAAGCCAUGCUCAGAGUCAGACAGACAUAGAGACAAAUUCCAUAUUUAGAGUCAGAGAGACAGACAAAGAUACAGGCCAUAUUCAGAGUCAGACAGACAAAGAGAGGCAAUCCAUAUUCAGAGUCACACAGACAAAGAGACCAGCCAUGCUCAGAGUCAGACAGACAUAGAGAGGAAAUCCAUAUUCAGAGUCAGACAGACAGACGGACAGACAAAGAGACAAGCCAUGCUCAGAGUCAGACAGACAACCAGAGGAAAUCCAUAUUCAGAGUCUCGGACAAUUGUUUCAGCCUCCUUAAGGCCUCAUGAGCGAGGAGUAGCGGAUACCCCUCUAGGCACAGUGAGCACAUGGUCCAUGUCUGGAUUACCGUUUUGGGGAGAGCAUAUGCAAUUGCAGUUGAACAAAAACAGAGAAUUUGAGAACUCUGAAAACUGGCAAAACCUUAGAGAACCUUAGUAGCUUGCCCUUCAGUUCGUCUCAAAAUGUAUUUGUUCACUUGCGCCAUUGCAAAGGAAACUUAUACCAUUUGCAUAUCAGACUGAUCCCACCCAUAAGGACAGUCCAGAACCGAAAUGCUGGCAAGUUACAUUAAGGAAUGUAAAACUUGCUUCCUCUAUGCUUUGUAAAUGCAAUCCUUGGCAUAGAUUUUUUGUUUUUCAUUUUCAGAGUCUGUACAGUGUGAAUGCACUGGAAGCUGUGACAUCUAGUACAUGUGAGGUGUAACAUUGCAAUGCACACGUGUAUCAGGGAGGAACCAUGCGCGUUCUAUUACAAACACCCACAACCUGCGCAGGAUAUGAAGAAUUCAGGUCACAGUCAAUAAUUAUUAUACACUGAAGGCUGGAGUUCCAAAGCCCUUACAGUCUCAGCAGGCAAUCAAUCACCGUAUGAAUUAUCUGGCAGUGUGGAGAAAAUGACAAUAAAUCUUUUUUACCUCUCUCGCACCACAGAUAUAAUAAAACACAUAUAACUCACAGCUGUAUAGGGAUAUCCUUCAGGGGUUCAGUAAAGGAAAGGUAGUUUGUGCUACCCCUGGAUCAGAAUAUUAAUGGUGGGUUAACGUCCCAUGGCUUGGGCUGCCUCCUCUCUCUGACAGCUGCUACAGGAAGGCUCCCUUCCUUGUGGUAAAGAAAAUAAUAUUUUCAGUAUGUUUCCGUUGCAAAAAACAAAAAUGGUGCACACCUCUGUCUUUUUUUUGUUUCUCUGUAGCUGCAUGUCUUUAGAUUUAACUAGUAAAUAAACAUGGCUGGCAUGUCUUUUUAUUGCACAUUGUAUUGCAUACAUUUAUAGAUCUAUUAUACAUGGUAGCCAUUAAUUGUAUCCUCUAUGUAGUGCAUUUAACGUUACAGAUUCAGCUUCUUUUUUUUUUCUCCUACAGGUGUAGUGCAUUUCGCCAGCGUAAACGCCCCACGUGUUUGGCAAACAAACACACAGCGGGUACAUGUCCCUUCUCUUCAGCUUCUCGUCAGAUGAUCAAUGCCAGAUCUGAGCGAGGUGACCACUACAAGAAAAGCGCUUCUUCAGAGUCAGGUAAUGAGUGAACUCUCGCUGCACAUAUUAGAGGGGUCUGGCCGAUAUUUACAAGCUGUGUCUUAAUUUGGGGGCAAUAAGCUUUAUAGAAAACCUAUGGUAUGGUGAGAGUUCUAAGUACGUAAAGGACAGCAGGUCGGCAGUAAGCUGUGUAUCCUGCCUGACCCACAAAGCGGUAAUAUGAAUAGAGUAGCCCUCGGCAUUUAAAUUAUCAUGAAAUUACUUUACCACUAGUUAUAAUAGGAUGCAGAAUGUUCACAUUCAGCGUUCCCCUGCAUUAUCAUUACCUUCAAGAAUCGCUUUAUGAGAGUUAUAGAGUUAUAGACUGUUCUGCUCGGUAUUUUUAUUGGUGUCAAUGAAAAAAAACACCAUUUGAUUAAUAACGCAGAAUCAAUUAAUUGCUCACAGUAACAGUGUUACAUAAAAAUGUAUUUUUUUAACAAAAAAAGUAACUGUCUGCGCAGAAGAAAUAUGUUGAAUAAUACCGGUCUACUUACUGUGUUUCCCAUCUGUUAUGGAAACCAGGGAAUGGGUCCCCGGGAGGUGGCAGCUUAUGAGUUCGAUAAGCAGUAACAGAUUUUAGACUCGGGAAUGGUUCCCAUUAUUAGAUCAGGUUAGGAAUACUUUCUGGAGGAAUAAUUCCUCGGGCCAACAAACUUUUCUUCGCUUCCGAAACAAAAACAAGUUCCCUGUUGUUUUCUAAUAAUCCGUCUCUCCAAGAGAGCAGGAUUUACAGACAUUAAACCCAUCCUCUCCAUGAUCACUGCCACCUGACUGCGCUGACUGAACAAAGACUAAGUAGGCCAUGCCAUCACCCAUCCAACUGGCAUGGACUUAGCAUAUAGCGGUGAUACGGCACUAGGCUGGGUAAUGAAAUGGAAAAAUCUCUCAUUCUUUCUCUCUCUCUCUCCUUCUCUCCUCUAUAUCUCCUUCUUUCUUUCCCUCUCUCCUUCUCUCUAUAUCUCCUUCUUUCUCUCCCUCCUUUCCCUUACUUAUUCUCUUUAUCUCUUCACUAUACUCCCUUCUUUAUCCUCUGUUUCUCUCCUCCUUUCUUACUCUCUCAUUCUGUCCAUGACACUAACUCUUGCUUUCUCCCUCCCUCCGAUAUCUCUCCUUUUCUCUUACUGCCAUUCUCCCUCUCGUUCUUUCUAUCAGCCUCUAACUAUACUGUUUAGUGAACAGUGAACAACUCUAACAGAUAAUGUAAAAUGUUUCCUCAGCAGAUUAAUUGCAGGCUUUACUUUGACAAUGUAAUUAAAUGCGUGCUGGACUUGGCAGCGUCUCCACAAUAAAUAGGGUGUCUGCUUUUAGUUAUUGAGACAUUUAAGCUGUGGUGUCACUGUUAGCUCUCACUUAAACAACUUCAUCAUACGAGAUGAAAACAGAAACAAUUUCACGCACCUGCAACACGCAUUCAUAUUCCCCGUAACCUCUUCUUUUCUGGGUCAUUCAUACAUAUAUACGUCUAACUUUAUGGAGGAAGUUAUAAAACUAUCUCUUCCCCUUGGAACGAAACAUGUGCUAUAAAUUACUCGUUAGUAAUUAGGUCAAGGCGCAGAGACUUACCAUGUAAGUACAUCUAUCAAAUAGGCAAGGAUGCGCUGCAUUUAAAAAGAAACUUAUAUUCUCUUUAUAUGUAGAGUUAGUCAUUUUACGUGUGCAGCCAACAAAAUGUAUGUGUAUUUAAAUAUCACACAAAAAAAAUGGUGCACAACUUUAUAAAGAAAUAUUAAUUAUUUUAUAUUUAAGAUCAUUUAAGUUUCUCAUCAUUUUUAUGUGAUUUUAUUUGUACAAGAUAUAUUUUGCUUUUACUGUUUGGUUGCUGCAAUUAACACAUUAUUUCCUAUAUAUAUAUAUUUUUAUAUAUAUAUGUCAUUUUAUUUUUAUUUUACACAUAUACAUAUACUUAAUUGGAAUACUGUUCUUUGCACCAUUGGUAUAUUUUGUGGGGAGUUUGAUAUUCAUGUAAAACUGCACCUUAGAGGGAUAUACUUAUACCCUAUACUUCGCCUAUUUAAUGUGCUUAUAUUAAGAAAUAUUUUUUUUAAUAUCGGUGUAUUUAAAUAUGCAGAGUAUGCUUAAAUAUCUUGGUUUUGUCGGUUGAGUUGCCUUCUGGAAGCUAACAUAUUUGCGGAUAGAUUUGAAAUGUUCACUUAAAUUAUUAUUUAUUAUCAUUAACUGAAUGAAGUAUACAUGAGAGCUGAACUAAUAUCCUAUAAACCUCUGCUUCAAUGAUUAUACGUAGGGUGUUACCGUAGAAAAUAUUGGUAGGACCACAAUCUGCUGAGAAAUGUCUUUUCAGAAAUGGUGGUGUUUUAUUUCUGAGAGUUGGAUACUCAGCGGUUGGUCUUGUGAGGAUAUAUGGGUUUCAGACUCCGGUUUAAUAGAGUCAAAGUGGAGUCUAACACAAUAUUAUUUUUUCAAGGAAGAGUUAGAAAUCAAGUUAGCUUCGGCUCUUGUCUCUCUAAAUCUAGCAAACCAUUUCAGGGCUGAGAGAGUCCAUUGCACAGAGAAGGGUGCCCUCGGCUUCCCUCUCGCUGAAUCCGGUGAAGCCUUUCCGGACUGUGAGAUUGAGAGGUCUGGACUUCUCUGUCUUUAAAUCUUGAGAACCCUUUCAGGGCUGUGUGAAAGUCCACUGCACAGGGUUCCAGGCCCCAUGUCUCUCCACAUGUAGUGAACCCUCUUAGGACAGGUAGACCUCCAUAUAUCCCAGGGAUGACUUAGCCUGUUUAUUGACCUGGUAGCAGCUUGCUGACCGGAGGAUGCUGGCUGGGUAAAUACAACCCAUCCCACAAGGAUACACAUACCCCUGAUCACUUACUGCACUCUCCAUACAGCAAGGUGCAAGCUGUACAGUAUCUGUGUGCAUUCCCCUAUCUCUCUCUGUGCUGCCGGACAGGUGCAAAGGCUAGAGCUUAUAACGGUGAUUGACAGGGAGCUAAAAUGCAGGAAACCCCGGAUAGAGGUAAAUAAAGCCAUUUUGAUUUCUGCAAUUACUUUUCUUUUUCAGACCUCAUAAGCACACAUUGCUUGUAUACCCUCUCUGUCUGUGCGACCAGUUUAGAUGGAUUUUAUUUUAUAGAUAAAUUGUACGUGGAACCUGCCUGCUGAGGAAUGAGGAUUGAUGGAGAGGUGGGGUUGACAAGGCAUGCAGCGCAUGGAAUUUUCUGGAUUAGGAUUGUGUGAGGGGAGGGUUACAGUGACCCACUGUGCAUGGAAUCUACCGCUGUCUCUCAGUCAGUUUUAUGGCUCCUUUGACUGCAAGAGGGAGAUAUUCUCAUGUUUUAGCCAUUGAGCCUCCGUGGGGAAAUGAGCUAUGUUUCAGUAAAGGAAUGUCUCAAUUGCUGCGGAAUUUUCACACAACUCCUCUUUUAUUGCGUGCGUUCAGUGGAUGAAGUGUGAUGGGUCUGAACGAUUCUCAUAAGACAGGUCACUGACAUUUCAGCUGCUAAACCAGAAACAUACAAAUUCCAUUUGUUAAACAGAAACAUGACAGGGAGCGCACUUACCGGAACAAAUCUUUUUGUCAUAAUUAAAGUUGAAUUCAAAAUAAGAAAUGCAACACAUUUGACAGCAAUUUACGUGCAUAGAGUAAAAUAGUCAUUCAAACUGCGGCACAUUUCCUCUCUCCUCCCUGUUCUGUACCUCAUAUUUAAAUUUUCAGAGCUCCCUGUAGAUUGCAAGCUCGGGAGCCAAACCUACUUCUGACGAGAGGUGGUCCCAGAGGAUGUUUUAGGUGAAUAUUGGAAUGGGUGUCACUCAGUUCCCUGACCACUAGUCAUCUGAGGAUACCUGGGUGUUGGGGUCACUAUAUUCCUCAGGAUUCUGCAGGGACUCUGUCAGAUCGGAGGAUUGCUGCAUUAGCAUUAUACACAUCCCGAGCCUUCUUCAAUUCCUUUACUGUGUUAGCCUUAUACACAUCCCGAGCCUUCUUCAAUUCCUUUACUGCGUUAGCCUUAUACACACCCCGUGCCUUCUUCAAUUCCUUUACUGUGUUAGCCUUAUACACAUCCUGAGCAUUCUUCAAUUCCUUUACUGUGUUAGCCUUAUACACAUCCUGAACAUUCUUCAAUUCCUUUACUGUGUUAGCCUUAUACACAUACUGAACAUUCUUCAAUUCCUUUACUGUGUUAGCCUUAUACACAUCCCGAGCAUCCUUCAAUUCCUUUACUGUGUUAGCCUUAUACACAUCCCGAACAUUCUUCAAUUCCUUUACUGUGUUAGCCUUAUACACAUCCCGAGCAUUCUUCAACUCCUUUACCGUGUUAGCCUUAUACACAUCCUGAGCAUUCUUCAAUUCCUUUACUGUGUUAGCCUUAUACACAUCCUGAACAUUCUUCAAUUCCUUUACUGCGUUGGCCUUAUACACAUCCUGAGCAUUCUUCAAUUCCUUUACUGUGUUAGCCUUAUACACAUCCUGAGCAUUCUUCAAUUCCAUUACUGUGUUAGCCUUAUACACAUCCUGAGCAUUCUUCAAUUCCUUUACUGUGUUAGCCUUAUACACAUCCUGAGCAUUCUUCAAUUCCUUUACUGCGUUGGCCUUAUACACAUCCUGAGCAUUCUUCAAUUCCUUUACUGUGUUAGCCUUAUACACAUCCUGAGCAUUCUUCAAUUCCAUUACUGCGUUAGCCUUAUACACAUCCUGAGCAUUCUUCAAUUCCUUUACUGUGUCAGCCUUAUACACAUCCUGAGCACUCUUCAAUUCCUUUACUGUGUAAGCCUUAUACACAUCCUGAGCAUUCUUCAAUUCCUUUACUGUGUUAGCCUUAUACACAUCCUGAGCAUUCUUCAAUUCCUUUACUGUGUCAGCCUUUUACACAUCCUGAGCAUUCUUCAAUUCCUUUACUGCAUAAGCCUUGUGACGAGACCAAUCUCGCCACUGUGCAUUGGAGGAGCCUGGUUGCCCAGCUGCUGCCUUAAGACUAUGGCCCCAUGUUGAAACGCUUGAUUUUUCCCUGCAGAGACACGAAAGCCGGGUCAUUCGGUGCUGGCCCUGUUUGAGCGGUUAUACCCCAGAUAGCUAUGCCAUUCGUAUAAUGAAAGACUAUGGGAAAGACUUUGGCUCCAUGGCGAUUGAACUGUAUGUGCGUGCUCUGAGCGCCAUUCAGUAAUAAUGUGCGCUCAGAUCUGAGCUAUCUGGGGAUAUGUUGAAUGUACCUGUUUUAUGCAAUAGCUGCACAGUUAUAUAUUUUUAUGUGUUUUAUUGUAUUUUGCUGCCAUGUGUUCAAUGGAGUUUUGCCUCUGUCCUUGGAGAUAAUUGGAUUACUUCACAAUUAUCUCCAGGAUAGAAGACUCUGUGUAACUGGUUUUGGGCAGAAAAGCCAUGCUUCAUUUGGUCACAAAGGACUUCGAUCUAUCUUUUGAACCACUGGACCAAUUUGGAUGAUUUUGACGAAUGUUUGUAUUUGGAGUAUGCUGAUUCUGAAAAUGUUUUAUGUGAAUGUGAUGCAUACUUUUCAAGUUAUGAAUAAUGCGGAAAAACUGUAUUUCUCUGGCUGUUAUAAUUACAUUACCCAUUGUGUAAGGUAAUUGUAUCACAGGCAGAGGGGAGGGUUUUGUGUGGGAGUGUCUGAGUGUAUUGUACAUGUUUAUUGGUUGUUUUCCAAAACCCUGAGGGUGGUACUAAUGUUUAAGAAUGUGUACAUAACAAUAAACCCACAGGGAGCUUUGUCUCGUUCUUGGGGGGGAUUUAUUGUAUGCUGUUCCAGUUCGACUGCUAGGAGUGUAAACCUUUCGUAUGGUUUUUUCCUAUUCGGCUGUUUACAGCAUUCAUAUGGUUCCGGUUCAGCUGUUUACAGCAUUCAAAUGCUUCUCCGGUUCGGUGGAUUGGUGUCUAUAGUAGCUGUGUCUGUGUCUCUGGAAGGGGAAGAUCUUCUAAACGGCGGUUUAACCCUUUUAUGCUUAGGGUGCCGUUACAAGCCUCAAUAAGUGUAUAAGGCUAAUACAGAAAAGGAACUGAAGAAUGUUCAGGAUGUUUUCAGGAUUUUGCUAACACUUGACAUGUGCACAGUCGUUAUUCGGCAUGUGCCAUAACUCACACCCCACUUCCUUUAAUAAAACACAGACACCAGCUUUUCUGUUGGAAGUAUAUAGUCCACAGCUUUAUUUAAUUAUCAUUAUAAAUGUAACAAAUUGGGGUCAUUGCCAAAUAAUAUUGAUAUUUUAAUACAAUCUCCCUCCGUACAUAAAUACACCUGGCAAUGACCCCAUACCAUUAAAACAAUAUAUAACAAUAUAAAUAACAUAUAAGAUAAAACACGGCCUACUAACGAGGCCCAUAUCCAACUUUUUAAACUGUAGGGGUGUACCGAGACACCCCUACACCCCCAGAUUCGGAGCCACAGAUGAGCUCGAACAUACAAACCAAUUGGAACACUCCUGCCUAAUCCAGUCUAAAUCUUGCCAUGACCACUUCAUACUCCACCUACUUCCCAUUUAACCUAGCCCUUCCCCCGCCGCUGUGACCAAAAAACAACCUCUAAACCUCAGGGAGGGUGAGGGGGACAACUAACAGGUAAGUGAAGGCUUUGAUUAAAAUGGCCACUUGCUAAGAUGGCCGCUGUAGCAGCACCCCGAUAGACUGAGGGGUUUUUGCCGCCAAGAGAUGUCCUUUCUCCCCUGUUGUGAGAGGGAGGCUGUAGAGUGGAGCAGGAACAGCUCUUAGAAGAGCUAGUGAUUAUAGUACUUCAAAGAGCAAUCCCAGGAGCAGGGAUUGCAGCAGGUAUAACUUUACCCUACAAGCACGAGAUGAGGCUCUGUGUUGAAGGUAAAUCAGGAAGGUUUAAUGUGGCACACUGGCCUUUUAUACAGUUUUCCCCACAAGGUUACCACCCAGGUCGACCUUGUUGGCCACAGGGACACAGGAUCAACAAGCCAAUAAAAACAGUAUUUUACAUUCAGUCACUCCCAUACAGUGUACACAACUUAGUUAAUUACUGUAUCAACUCAAUUAUCUCCAAACGAAAAAUAGAACUAUUUUACACUUUUUUAGAAAUACCCCAACAAAACAGACAUUUCCUGAUAGCCCCGAUCUGGGGGAACAACAUAUUCAAAAAUCACCCAGAUCGGUUCAGGGAUUCAAAAGUUAGCUGGAGGUCACAUUUCUGCCCAGCCGCCCAUGAGGCUUAUUGCCCAGAAUAGUUCCAUAAGUUCAGCUGGGUCGACCGGUCUAUUUCAGGGGUAGGGAAACACAUUAAAAUAACGAAAUGACUGUUCGUGUAUCUGAUUCUCCAGUGUCUCUUGUUCGUGUGCUUCAAUGUACCGAACGCCACUGCGUUCGUAUGAAAAGUAAACGAAUUGCAGCGGUGUUUGUGUGAGCGAGUAUCUGAAAACCGUUCCAUGCGCUCAACGACAAAACACUGCUGGCCGUUCGACUGUUUAAGAUGUCCGCCGCCAUGUGUUCGUGCAUACGAACGACGACCACCCAGCCGUUUGUCAAUUAAGCUGCGGUUAACCACCGCUUCUGGGAGGUUAAUGAGCAGCACACUCCACUUGCAGGGUGGUCGGUAAUUAGUUCGGUUAUUUGAACAGAGUCAUACUGUGUAUAGGAGAUGUUAAAUUCACCGAACAAACCACAAACACAUAAUGUAUAAACACAUAAAUAUAAAAUCCAGGCAAAUAAUGAGAAAUAUAAAAUUCAGGGACAGAGAGGUCUGUCACAGUCACUCUAUAUCCCCUUAGUCUCCACCCCUAUAACCAAAUUACUAAACUCCAGCCCAUAAUUAUAUUAACCCUACAUGCCUACUCUCUGGACCUGUCAAGGCCCAUUCCCCUAUCUGCGCUGUUCCAUGGGCUAUAAAUGCACUAAAGGAACUUUCAAUUCCUUUUGUGUGUCAGCCUACUACACCUUUAUGUGGUACAUAUAAUAGCACUAAAAGAUGAUUCUAUGUAUCUUCUACCAGUUCAUAUCACUAUUGACCUUUAUUGCUAUACUGGAAAGCUAUUUCAAGUAUCUUCUAAGCUUUCUACACCACUGCUUUUACCACUUCACUUCAUCUAGGCGUUUUUCUACCCUGUCUAAAUAAGAAUAAACCUAUACAUCUUAUAAUGCUCUUGCUGUAGUAUUUUUUCCGUAAUAUAAAUAGUGACAUUAUAAAAGCCUGGAUUAUAGCAAACUUGUAGAUUUACUAAGGUAAUUAUUUUUAGAAGAGGUCCUUCAUUAUGUAUGCUACCUGACAGCCAGUUAUUUGCAGUCUAAAUGGGCCCAGUCCUUAACCCUUCCAUUUGCUGAUCGAUAUUCUUAUUAAAUAUCAAGGACUUCCGACAAAAUUACAUCGGUGUAGGCUAUAAGGAGCUAUCAGACCUUCUCAUUUGAGACCACUACUAAACCACUACUAAACUUAUACCAGGACUUACUCACGUCUACAGUGCCAGUCCCUCCAUUCACUUAUUCAUCAGUUAUGGUAGAUGGGAAUAAUCUACAAAUGGGAUCUACAGCAUUCUCUCAUUAAAAUAAACAAAUGGCACUUUCUGUUGAACGUUGCAGAAGUCUCUACCUUCUUACAAGAUUUGGGAUUUAAGCAUCCACACAAAGAAUCCCCUUCUGAACCAUGGGUUUCUCUUUUUCAUGGAUUUCCUGAUUACAUUAUAAAUUGUGACGAACUAAGCCUCAUCACGUGUUCUUGGAGGGGCAUGCUGGCCAGCCUCUUACCAAAAGACUAUGGGCCCUUAAAAAAACAAAAAACACUAUGUGAACACACUUGGUUUGUGGGAUUUUAUAUUUGGUUUGGGAACCGAACAGCUGCAUGAACCGGAGACUACCCUGGAGCUUGUUAAGCCUAAUUGCUACUUUGUAGCAAUUUCCACUGCAGUGUUCUAAGAGUUCGUCUGGGUGGCCACAAUUCCUAUGGAUGACCAUGAGGGGGUGGCCAUCUUGUUCCCGCGAAUGCAGGCAGCGGUGUUUGGGCAUAAGUCUCAUGGAGCUGAAAAUAGACACAGAAACUCCAGAACACCGCUGGACUUCCAGCAUCGCCUGCGUUCAGUUCUACAACACUUAGAAAGGCGCUGUUCGGUGCAAAACGUUCCCAUGAACAAGGUGAACAAGCUCAAGGAUAAGACUAUUGACUCUGUUCGGUAGUUUGUUUAUUUUUUAAACUACCGGACUACUCCGACCGCAAGCCCUGAUUCUCUGGAACUGUUUUGGGCAUGGGACCAUGCAGGCGGUCGGUCAAAUUAUGACUUCCAGGAAAUUUCUGAACCCCUGAACUAAUUUGGUUAAUUUUUGGAUAUGUUGGUCACCCAGAUCAAGGCUAUCCGGGGAUACAACUGCAGGGAUUUUGUGUUUUAAGAUAUUUUGGGGGGUUUGUAAAAAUGUAUGUUUUCUGGGCCUGGAGAUAAUUAACUUUAAUACAGUGCUGACUAAAUUAUCUCCCAUGCAUAGGGGAGGGAUUUUCCUAUUUUGAAUGGGAGUGUCUUGGACCUGAGAGCCAAUGUAAUGGUGUAUAUGUUUUUACUAUAGUCUACUCUCAGGUUCAGGUGCAUUUAUGGCCAGUUGUGGCUGCCAUUAAUUAGAUUAAUUUUACCCUUCAUGAAGUCUAGGCUCAUGUUUGGGGGAUUAGAGAGCUAUAUUCACUCUGGGGAUUCCUAUAAUCACUAUACUCUCUUGGAUCACAACGAUUACUCUUGUAAGAGCAGCCUGCUUCGCUCUCUGGACUAGGAGAGGUCUACCCACUGGAAGCUGGAUCCUGGUCUUGGGUCCAGGGUGGGUGGAGGACAGUGAGACCUCAACCAAGCUGUGGCGGUUUGUGGGGGUUAUGGUGUCCAGUCCGGUACUUAAGGAUUACUAGAAAGCAGCGAUUGCUGGAGGUACCCGGUAGGUUUGCCAGGCGGCCCGUCAAAUAACUAUUCUUAUUUCCUAAGAAGUCAGUAGAAGUAUAGAUCUGGGCGAUGCAGUGGAUCUCUACAAUGUGAGCUUGUUUGAGUAGGGCCCUCAAGACCCUCUGUUCAUGUGCCUCCAAGUUAUCUGUUGAUCCACCUAUUUUACAACGUUGAAAAAUUUGUUGGAGCUUUAUAAAUAUAAAUAAUAUGAUCUUCUUGGAUUUUGCUAAGGCAUUUAAUACAGUUCCACUCAAAAUGUUACUCUACAAAUGAAUGUUACUCUACAAAUUAAUGCAUUUGGUUUAGAUGAACAUUUUUCUUGGGUUGCAUACUGGCUUAAGAUUUAGUACAGAGAGUCGUUACUAAUGUAAGAAUUUCAAGUUGGCAAAAUGUAAUAUUUUGGGUCCCUCAGGGGUCACCUGUGGGUCUACAUCUCUAUAAUCUGUUUAUUAAAGGAUCUAUUUAGUGUCAGGAAAACAAACCAUUUUCCUGACACUAUGUCAUCCUUGGGGGACGCUCAGCAGCUUACCUUAAUCCAGCGAUGGGCUCUCUCAGCGCUGGUAACCUCUUCUCCCCCGCCGAUGUCAGCAGAAUGCGCAUGCGCGGCAAGAGCCGCGCGCGCAUUCUAACAGUCCAUAGGAAAGCAUUUCUCAAUGCUUUCUUAUGGAGGUCGCAGAAUCACCUCUAGCGGCUGUCAGGAAGACAGCCUCUAGAGGUUGGAUUAACCCUGCUAUGUAAACAUAGCUGUUUCUCUGAAACUGCUAUGUUUACAUGUGAAGGGUUAAAACCUGAGGGACUUGGCACCCAGACCACUUCAUCCAGACCACUUCAUUAAGGCGAAGUGGUCUGGGUGACUAUAGUGUCCCUUAAGGACCAAACUUCUGGAAUAAAAGGGAAUCGUGACAUGUCACACAUGUCAUGUGUCCUUAAGGGGUUAAUGAUCUUACAAUGGGUAUUGAAAAUCAUGUGUUAAUGUUUGGAGUUGACACAAAACUAGCUAAGGUAUUAAAGUAUGAGAAGGAUAUUAUUUUGCUGUAGGGGAGUUGGCUAAGGUAGGGGCUGGGCACCCAAUUACCACAUGAGAUUUUAUUUAGAUACAUUUAUUUACAUAAAGUUAUGCUUUUUGGCGUAACAAACACAAAAACAGUGUGGAUGGUAUUCUUUUUUACUAUAGGCCUUGUUGACCCCUCUCCAAACAUAGCGCUUAUGGUUGUGACCAUAACUCUUUAUUUUGGUCUUGUCACUCCAAAUUACAGUGUGCCAGAAGCUGUGAGGCAUGACAAUGGGUUGUCGGCAUAUUGUAACAGAGUUUUUUUGUGGAAUUGGCGUAGUAAAGGCUUAAUUCUGGCAACUCGACCAUGCAGCUCAUUUUUGUUCAAGUAUUGUCAUAUUGUGCUCCUUAAAACAACCACACCGUCUUUUUCCAGAGCAGCCUGUAUUACUCCGAAGGUUACCUUUGGGUUUUUCUAUGUAUCCCGAACAAUUCUUCUGGCAGUUGUGGCUGAAAUCUUUCUUGGUCUACCUGACCUUGGCUUGAUAUCAAGAGAUCCCUGAAUUCUCCACUUCUUAAUAAGUGAUUGAGCAGUACUGACUGGCAUUUUCAAGGCAUUGCAUAUCUUUUUAAAUCCUUUUCCAUCUUUAUAAAGUUCCAUUACCUUGUUACACAGGUCUUUUGACAGAUCUUUUUGGCUCCCCAUAGCACAGUAUCUAGCCUGCUCAGUGCAUCCACGUGAGAGCUAACAAACUCAUUGCCUAUUUAUACUUCAUAUGAUCACUAUUCUUCAAUAAAUUUUUUUUUUUUUUUGCUUGAUCCAUCAUAUUCCCAAAAUCAAUGCCAACAUUUUCUUGAUUUAUGCCAGGGUAUACAAACUUUUGAGCACAACUGUUAUUGUCUCUACUUUACCUAUGAUGUUUUAUUGAAAUCUUAAUGCAGCCUCUAAAACACUGCAUUAAGAUUACUUGGUUCACCAGUAAAAAGGUAAGUUAAACACCCCCCCCCCCUUUCUUUUAAUUUUAUUUGGGAUGGGCUAAAGAUAAACACGGAGUAGAACACUAUAGCUUUAGAAAUACAUAUUUGUAUUCUUAAUGCUAUAGUGUUCCUUUAAUACUGCGAGUAUACCGCAAUGGAUAUCUGGCUCCCCUUACCUUGUAGAAGCAAAGAGUUAAAGACAGAAACAUAUUUUAGCAGUCAGUCGGAUUAAUUCUGAUCUGUAAAUGUCAGCAGAUAAUCCCAGCUGCAGAAAAAUAAAUUUAAAUGCAGCUUUAAAAAAAAUAAUAAAUAAAUAUAUAUAUAUAUAUAUAUAUAUAUAUAUAUAUAAAAACAAAUGAUCUAAUGCAUACCAUUAAGUAGCCGAAUACGGAAACAAGAUGAAAAUGGGAGUUAAUCUUGGCAAAGAGAUUAAACGGGGUCUGGGGCAUGGGUUUCUGGUCUGCAGAUUCACACAGUAUGCUGUGAUUUGGGAAUGAUCGUAAGCACGAAGGGUCUGCUUAUACCAGGCGAUCUAGCAGUAAAAUAUAGAAACCAGACAGAGCACUGCAGGAGAGAGACAAUGGAGGAUAUUAAAUCCUCGCUGUCAUACCGGGUCAGUGAGAAUCACCCUACCAAUCAGCCUGUUCCCUUGCUCUCACACGUAAAGAGGCGCUGCGGGCUUGUAUGUGUACUGAGUAGGGUUUGUUAUAAUUAGUUAUACUGCAUGUGGGUUUUAAAUAAACUGCUUUUUUAAUUUUGUAUUUUUUUGUAUUUUUUUUUUUUUUUUGCUUUUCUUCACAAGUUAAUUCCAUUUUCUUGCUCCAAGAAUACAGGGUUAUGUCAUUAGUCUGACAGAAAAGUAAAUGCUAUUGCAGUGUUUACUGGAGUGACUGAAACAGCGAAGGUAAAAAAUAUACUUACCUCUAGUGCACUUUUCCCCCAAGGUUGCCAUACCGAGGUAUGCAUACGUCACUGCAUGCAGGGCCCUUUAAGAGCCCAUUGGGCCUGGUGCUGACAAUUAUGAUGGGCCUAAUUACAGAAUCUUAUUGAGAGAAAACAGUUCCACCUCCCAAGUUUCAUGUAUCUGGUGGAGGUGGUGCUGGAGGGAAACUCACAGUAUAUAUCCCAUUGUACAGCACUAUGAAAUCUGAUGGCGCUAUAUAAAUAAUCAAAUAAUAAUAAUAAUAUAUAGCUAUCAGAAAACAGAUACCCUAUGCUAAUCUCUCGCUUUCAUCAUUCAAUUAAAUCCAUUCCCCCUAACAGCAGUGUCCAGUGAAGCAGGAUUUCGGUGGGCAAGGUAAAAGGGUUCACCACUGACGCAAGCCACGUAACCAGUAACCAGGUCAGAGGGAGCCUUGACAGAGGACUGAGUAGGGCUAGGCCAUCAAUUGUCAGGCAGAAAGCGUAUUUAUAUCAUGCAGGCAUGGUUGAUCAUUAGUGGGAGGUUCCUGGGGGGGUGUAACUGGGAACAUCAAGUGAGGGGCAGGCAUCUAGCUAUGCUCUUCCCAAAUUGGUUUUUGGAUGGGCACCUUCAUAUCUUGGCAAGCUAGGAGGUUUUUGGUUCAUUGUCCAUGUUAACGCACCUAUUUAUAGUUCCAGCUUUGGCGGGACAAUGAAUUUUAACUAGAAAAGCUACAAUUUCUGGGGAAAUUGUGUGAAGUGUUCUUGCCUCCACCAGUAGGCUACAACUGGAGUGGGUGAAGUAACUGUUAUUAUUUAUAUAUAUAUAGCACAUUUAAUUGCAACGUUGUUGCCCAAAGUGCUUCACAGUUACAUUAACCCCUUAAGGACUGAGCCAAAUGUACAUGUUGUGAUCAAAACAAAACGUAAACAAAACCUGGAAUUUGCGCUAUAUGUCUGUUCAGGCGUAAUUCGCCUCUUUCAUAUUAUGUGCACCCACACUUAUUAUAUAUCAUUUUAUUCAGGGGAAACAGGGCUUUCAUUUAACAUCAAAUUUUAGGUAUAAAACAUAAUUUAAUAUGAAUAAAAUAUAAAAAAAUGGGAGACAAUAAGAAUUUUUACAAAAUAUUUAGUUCUACGUGACAUUCUAACUGUGAAUGUCAUAAUACUGUUUGACUUUACUGCAAUAAAAUACACAUAUUUCUAUUCAGCGAUGUCUCAUGUGUAAAACAGUACCCCCCAUGUACAGGUUUUAUGGUGUUUUGGGAAGUUACACGGUCAAAUAUAGCAUGUUACAUUUUUCAGUUUUUUCACACUGAAAUUUGGCAGAUUGGUUACGUUGCCUUUGAGACCGUAUGGUAGCCCCGGAAUGAGAACUACCCCCAUGAUGGCAUACCAUUUGCAAAAGUAGACAACCCAAGGUAUUGCAAAUGGGGUAUGCCCAGUAUUUGUUAGUAGCCACGUGGUCACAAACACUGGCCAAAAUUAGUGUUAAUAUUUGAAAUUGCAAAAAACUAAUUUGAACGUCAAUUUUGGCCAGUGUUUGUGACUAAGUGGCUAUUAAAAAAGACUGGACAUACCCCAUUUGCAAUACCUUGGGUUGUCUACUUUUGCAAAUGGUAUGCCAUUAUGAGGGUAAUUCUCAUUCCUGGGCUACCGUACGGUCUCAAAGGCAACGUAACCAAGCUGGCGAAUUUCAAUGUGAAAAAACUGAAAUGCAAGCCUUAUAUUUGAUUCUAUACCUUUUGAAACCACCAUAAAACCUGUACAUGAGGGGUACUGUUAUACUUAGGAGACUUCACUGAACACAAAUAUUAGUGUUUCAAAAUGGUAAAACGUAUCACAACUAUUAUAUUGUCCGUGUAAGUGCCAUUUGGGUGUGAAAAAUGCAAGAAAUGUCACUUUCACUGACAAUAUCGUCGUUGUAAUACAUGUUACUGUUUUGAAAUACUUAUAUUUGUGUUCAGUACCCCCCAUGUACAGGUUUUAUGGUGUCUUGGAAAGUUACAGGGUUAAAUAUAGUGCUAGCAAAUUAAAUUCCCUGGACUUUUGGCCUGGGUUGUCAGGCUGGUCCUGCUAAUUGUAAUUAAUAAAAUUACCUAGUUAUGUAAAAUUAUUACAUAAAUAUAUACGUAGAAUUAUUAUAUAUAUGUGUGUAUAUAAAUAUAUAUAUAUAUAUAUAUAAAUAUAUAUAUAUAUGUGUGUAUAUAAUUUUUUUAAAUUAUUUUUUAUUUAUAUAUAGGUAUAUAUAUAGUGAUAUAUACGUAUAUACUUAUGUAUAUAGAUAUAUAUAUUAUUUCUUUCUACAUUUAUUUUGAUAUCAAUAUAUAUAUAUAUUAAUUUUAAAAUACAGUUAGAACGAAUUUACACAUAUAUAUUUUUUAUUUAUUUAUUUUUUAAUUUUUUUACGUAUUUACAGAUUUAUUUAUUUUAUAUUAUAUAUAAAUAUAUAUAAUUAAAAUGAUAUAUAUUUAAUCAAUAUUGUACAUGUAUUUUGAUAUUAAUAUAUAUAUAAUUAUGUAUCUAUUAAUAUUAAAAUACACGUAGACAGUGUAUGUGUAUUUAUGUGUAUGUAUGUAUAUGUGUGUAUAUAUAUAUAUAUAUAUAUAUACUUAGAUCAUAUAUAUAAUAAAUAUAUAUAUGAUCUAAGUAUAUAUAAUGUUAUUUUACACUGUUUUAACAUUUAAUUAUUUUAUUUUCAGACAGCAGAGGGAGUACCUGUCAUUACAGGCACUCCCCCUGCUGGCAAAGCCUUGGACGGCUAUGUUGUCCAUGUGAUCGUGAGGUCCUCGCAAGGACCUCGCGAUCACAUGGCGCAGGGGGGGCGAAGAGGAAGUAGGGGAACUCCCUGGGCUCCCAGGUGAGUCCCCAUACCGCGAUCGCCUGCCUGGGAUCACCGGCGACCGGGUAAGUUCAAAGGACGGUUUGGCCGUUCUAUGCCGCCCUGCGGCGUUUAGAGACGCUUCCUUAAGGGGUUAAAACAUACAUUUAUAAAAACAUUAGCAGGUGUUCAAAAGGCCCUGUCUAUGACAUCACUUGCUGCUCCAGCCUGGCACAGGUCAGUGGCGGAUCCAGGGGGGGGCAACGGGGCAAUUGCCCCCCCCCGAGAAAUCCGCCGGUCUCCCUCUCCCUCCCCUGUCAGCACAUGCAGGUGCUAGAUCCUGAAAUGUGUCUGCGGACCGGGGGGGAGAUCAGAGAUCUCCCUCCCCGGUCCACAGGCACUGUGCUGGCGGCCGGCAGGGGAGGGAGAGGGAGUGAGAGAGGACCCGGGAGCUGAGUCUGCAGCUCCUCCGGGUCCUCCUCUUGCGAGAUUUGGAGCGUUGCCGCGGUUAGCUCACUCUCCCCAAUGGACCACCAGGGAUCGAAAUAUGUCCCCCCUCCUCCCCAGUAAAGGUAAGAAGGGAGGGGGGACAUAGGAUAUUUAUUUAUUUUAAUUAAAUUAAAAAAUAUUAUAUUAUUAAAAAAAAAAGCCACCCUACCCUGAUCACACACAUACAUUGCCCCCAAUACUGCCCCCCCUUCACACAAACUGCCCCCCCAUUCACACAAAAUACUGCCCCCUAUAAACACAAACUGCCUCCCCACAAACUGCCCCCAUUCACACAAACUGCCCCCCAUUCCACAGGCCCCCAUUCACACAACUGCCCCCCCCAUUCACACAAACUGCCCCAUUCCACACAAACUGCCCCCAUUCACACACACACACUGCCCCCAUACACACACACAUACUGCCCCAUACACACAUACUGCCCCCAUACACACACCCCCAUACACACACUGCCCCCAUACAUAUACUGCCCCCCAUACACACAUGCCCCCCCAUACACACACACUGCCCCUAUACACACACACUGCCCCAUCAUACACACACACUGCCCCCCCACAUACACACACACUGCUCCCCCAUACACACACACUGCCCCCAUACACACACACAUACUGUCCCCAUACACACACUGCCCCCCAUACACACACUGCCCCCCAUACACACACACUGCCCCCACAGACAGACACUGCCCCCUAUACACACACUGCCCGCCAUACACACAAACUGCCCCCACAUACACACACUGCUCCCCCAUACACACAUACUGCCCACCAUACACACACACUGCAAUACUCACACACACUGCAACUGUUACACACAUACACUGCAUCCCUGACAUACACUGCCGCCCUCACUCACACACUACAACCUUCACACACACACACUGCACCCCUUACACAUUGCACCACUCACACACCACUGCUCCUAUGCCCUACUACAGCCCCAUUUCCCAGCAGAUCUCAGGUAAGUUGUCAAACUGUUCUUAAACGGUUUGACUACUUACUGUGGGAGGGGGUCCCGGCACUAUUGACACCAUAACCACUACACUGAGCUGUAGUGGUUAUUGUGUCUGGAUUAUUUAUUUAAAUAAUCUAAUAGUGCCCCUCCCGAGAUCAGGCUCUGGAUCCGCCACUGGCACAGGUCAGAGUAGUUUGGCGGUUGCCAUCUUCAAACGGUCGUAUUUUAAAUCCUACAGCAAAGAGCUUUAUAUUGUGAGAAUCACAAGACCCAGACCUACAUUUUGAUGCAUAGUAUGUCUCUGAAGUAUUAAAAAUGAAGGCACAGUCGCAGUUUAGAAAUUGCCCAUCAAAUUUGAGCUGGCUAGAGUGGAGUUUCAAUGAAUGUCAAUGGACAGCGUGAGUUGCAAACAAAUGGUCAUAUUGUGAAAAAUAUCAGAACUAUGGCUUAGCCGUGGACAUGUUUAGUGGCAGCAGGGAUAGCUGAACGUUUUGAUAUAAGAUUUGUGUAGGUGGGCUUGAAAAUGAGGGAGUGGUGGCAGUUUAGAAAUCAUGUCCUGAUUUUUCAGCUUCUGCCAGCUCCCACUCUAGUUUUGAACUGUAACGGACCGUUUUGCACACAAGAGGUUAAAAACCGUGUAGGCGAUAUUCCCCUUUUCAGAUGCACAGACAGCUACUGCAAUCACCAAUCUCCCGAACUGCAAACACAUGAAUUCACCAAUCUCCCGAACUGCAAACACAUGAAUUCACCAAUCUCCCAAACUGCAAACAAAUGAAUUCACCAAUCUCCCGAACUGGAACCAGGGGAAUGCUCCAAACUCCCGAACAGGAAACACACGAAUGCUGUAAACAGCCAUACAGGAAAAACCAUACGAACAGUUUACACUCCUGGCAGUCGCACUGUAACAGCAUACAAUCCAAUUCCCCCAAAGAACGAGACGACACUUCGUUUGAGGGUCAAGUAGAACUUAUUUACUGGGGCUACCUGCCCAGCAUUUAUGCAGGUCUCCCACUUGGUGGACACUCCCCUAGGGGACCAGAUGGAAGACUGGGAAACAUAUUGGACAUUGACCAGUCACAAGCUUACAAUCCCACAAUGCAUCACAUAGAACAUACACAUUCUACCUAUCCCCAGAUAGCUUAGAUCUGAGCGCACAUUAUUACCGGAUGGCGCUCAGAUCACAUACAUACAGUUCAAUCGCCAUGUUGCCAAAGUCUUUCAUACAGUCUUUCAGUAUACGGCUGGGCUCCAUGGCAUAGCUAUCUGGGGUAGCAUGGUUUAAACAGUAAAGUACCGAAUGGACCGUUGUUUGGAUAAUUGACUGCAGAUAGGAGAAGGGAGGUCGGCGGCUCAGCGGUGUUCGUGACUUUAACAGUCCGCAGAAAGGCACGAACCAGCCUUUCUGCAGGGAAAAAGAACAGUGUUAAACAUGGGGCCAUAGUCCAGCAGCAGGAGGCGGGUGACCAGGCUCCUCCAGUGGCCAGUGGUGAGGUUGGUUCCGCCACAUGAACAUUUUGCCAUUCAUUCCUAUGGGACCAACUUCACCACAAGAACGAUGAUAUUCCGUGAACCAUUCGGCGAAACGUUCCACAAAGUAAUAGCAAUCCAAUCGGGAACAAUCCGCAUAUUUUGGUAUAUUACUGUCUAUGUAGUGUAAAAACUGUGGGAGGAGUUAGGGUGGUAAAUUUGGCUAUAAUAAGAAUAAUAUAUGUGAGAUAGCAUUAAGUGGUCUUGCUAUGCAAGAACACUUAAUAAAUUGUCUGUGCCUUUCGUACCCUAUACUGUUGUUUUUUUAAUUAUAAUGGCAAGCUUAGCCCGAACAUCGAAGGUACAGCGGUCAAAGCAUUUACACAGUGUGCAAAGUCAAGUUUACUUUAAUUUAUAGUCAUCCAGUCCUCAUGGGGUUCCUUCCCCUACAUCCCUCCUAAGUUCCCAUACUUAUUUCCUUCUGCACAAAGUAAGAGCAUGUGACGAGUAGUAAAUGUUAAUCUGACCCUGUCUGCAAUGUGUCCUACAAAACAUGUAAAUUAAACUAAAAAGGAAUGUAUGAUGAAUUAAAUAUAAAAUGUUUAGCAGAGCCAAAAUUUGAUUGUGCUCAAAUGUGAGAAAUGACCGGGCGGGCCACUUUAGGGAUUACAAUUAUUGAGUCACCUCUUAUUUUGGGCAUAGAUAAUCCAUAUGUCCUCGUUCUAUACAGUGUUUAUAGGUGUGUUUCAUUUAAAGGGUUACUGACACUUCCCUGUAUUUUCUAAUGUAAUAUUAGGUUUAUUUAUCACCUAUAUUUAAAAAUAUGUAUAGUAUUUGUGAGUUUUGAAAAAUAAAAUUUAAAUGUAGAAAUCCACACUUCUUUAUCCUGCGCCUGGGUGUCUCCAUCUCAGCUCCCUGGCAAUAAUUCGUAUAAGCUCUGUGUUGUGCACCUGGCAGUCGGCACAGAGAGCAUUGUCAGACACAUUAUGCCAUGAAGUAGCAUACAGAGAGGAGGGUACAUCAAACAAAGCAUCUGUUUCUGUACCUCAUUUGCAAUGUGUGCCAUUUUAAGGUGUAAAAUGCUAAAUCUUUAAUACACACACAAAAAAGAACAUUUUUUUUUCUUUUUUUUUUUCACACCAGAAUAUAGUAUUUUAUUUAAUUUCUUGUGUAGUCAAAAAAAAGAACAUUUAAUAAAAAAAAAAAAAAAAGGUUAACACAGCUUAUUGGCAAUUUGUUUAUUGUUUUGUUUUAUUCUGUGGUGUGAAUUCCAGAGAAGUAGCAGUCCUCAUUUAACAAGUAUAGGUCAAGAUUACUUUUGCACAGGCCUGACCAACAUAUGCACUUAUAUAUCAUGCCAACAAUCAGACAGUGUGGGCUGACACUGUAACAGAGCUCCAGUACUCUGGCUGAUUACCUCCGCCCAGUCCACUUUCUGCCUGCUUCAGUUCCUUUCCAAGGCGGGUAUCCACACCUCUGCCUCCACAAUGACCAGCUACUGCCCUUACAAAGGCACUUGCCGCUGUCAGGCCAAGCUCUUGUCCUAGGAUCCAGGGACUAAGCAGUCAGCCACCAGGCCCGAAGACUCUGUUAGUGGGUGUGCAAACACCACUUUCCAUAGAUGUUUGACACUGACUCCUGAAGGAGUGUUGAAGCUGGCCUCCUGCCCACCGACUAAGGGCCAGGUCAGCGACUGUAAACACCAAUAUUCUAUUCCCCCUGGUUCCUCUGGUUCGGCAGUUUCCAUUCGUGCGCAUUGAACCGAACGCUCGCUCUCUGGCAGCCUUUCGUAUGGACCGAAACUGCGAAUAGACUUCAGGUGGACUUAGCCGCUAAUGCCUUGGAACUAUUUUCGUCAUGAAGUCUUUGCGGUUCCCAGUCGGUCCCCAGCGCCCUUUAGCCGCGAUUUUAUGCAACUAUUUUGGGCAUAGGACCAUGCAUGCAGUCGGUCAAAUUAUGACUUCCAGGAAAAUCCUGAACCUCUGAACCGAUCUGAGUAAUUCUUGGAUAUGUUGGUCACCCAGAUUGGGGCUAUCAGGGGAUGUAACAUUUAGGGGGUUUUAUGUAUUUUUUUUUAUAAUUCUUUAUUUUUCUUGUGCAUACUUUUACAAACAGGCCUGUAGCGCCACGACAGCGAGUACAAGCUUUACAUUGGUAUACAAUAUCAUGACGGAGUUGUCAGCACAUUUAAUUUUAUAAAAUAUCACGCUUAGAGUACUAGUGUAACAUUCAUAUAUAUUAAUUAGACUAUGCUUACACACAUAAGUAGAUUGUCGUUGCUUCGUUAGCGAGUUUACUGACUGUUUAAGCUAGCCUCAGUCACAUUCUAGUGGCUGCAGUAAAUGAGAAUGCAUAUUGUUCCCUGCUUAAUACAACAUUACCAUUCAAGUGGUUGAUAACUGCUAAUGAUAAAGUUUUGCAUGUUGGUUAAUGAGCUCUUAUUAGGCUGAUUACAAUAAUGAGUAGCCAUCUUUCUUAGCUGCCUAAGCUUCGUGAGAGUGGUUGCAGGUUAUGCUGGGCUAGAGCAUGAGUGGCUAUAUCAAACUCUAAAGCAGCCGUAACCCUUAUGAUUAGACUGUAAAAUGUCCACCCCAGGUGGUUUCCACGUCGGUCAGGCGAAGGGUCUGUGUUUGCCUGUCAGGAGACCAGUCUUUAUUCAGUGAGGAUAGUUUCUUUGGUGGGAGAAGCUUAGGUGCCUGCUGCACUUCUGAUAUUCUCUUGUUAGCUGGUCUGUCAGGUGUUUGUCGUGGGCUGGUGAGAGAUCUCAGGCAUCCCGUCUGCUGUGAAUGAUCAGACCAUGCAUUUCGACUCCCUCUCGGUGCGCUGCUUAGUAUGGUAGGGUAAACCAGUGUGCAGUGACAGUUCUUUUUGUUUUUGUUGUUCUGCCGCUCCGCUCAUGGGAUCCUAGCACCCACUCUGUCGGCUCUCACCCCGACCGGCUCGGCGAUCUGUCUGUGUGGCUGCAGGAGAGGUGAGUGCGCUCGGCUGUUAUCAGGGUCACUUGCCAUGUGGUCUCCGCCAUUUUGGACACGGCUUUCUCUGCCUCAGCUUCAAGCGCCGGCCUUGUUGUGGUACGAUGGGUCUCGGGGUGGGGACCGGGAUCACCCCCACCGGUCCAAAGGGGGGGGAACGGAGCCGGACCCGCCUAACCCCGGAUUGCUGCCUUACCACUGGUGGGCAGGAUAGCCAGGCAGCGGCCGUCCACCUCGCUCACCGCCCGAGCGGUCCGCAUCGUGUGACUUGGAUCGCCCCUCCGAGGGACUAAAACUGCUCAGCAAGCCUCUCCUCGGGACCAGGGUGGCCUCUUGCACCGGUGCUCGGCAGCCAGUUGUCAGGUAAGCUUGAUGCCGUUUUUUUUGGGCUAAAACUGGAGGUUUUUACAGGAGCUACUCCAUUUUGCGUCCUUUCAGCCUGGCGGUCCGGCCCCGCCCCUGGUUUUAUGUAUUUUUAAGGUACUUAUGGGGUGUUUGGGAAAUGUGUGUUUUUUGUGCCUGGAGAUAAUUUAGUUUUGUACAUUCCCUGACUCAAUUAUCUCCUAGGCACAGGGGAUGGAUUAUCUUGUUUUGUAUGGGAGUGUCCUGGACCUGAGAGCCAAUGUAAUAGUGUGUAUGUUAUUAAUGUAGUCUACUCUCAGGUCCAGGGGGAGUGCCCCUUGCAUGGGAACCUGCAUAUAAGGCCAGUUGUGGCUGCCAAUAAACGUAUCCCAGCUUGUACUCCCAGAACUAUGUGUCGUCUGGUUACUGGGAGGGGAAAGGGCUAAUCACUAUUCCAGUGUGGAGGAUUCAAAGGGGAAAGUCCUUGUAAGGACUAGAGCCUAAAGGACUGAGUGUCAUCCAGCGCCUGGGGGUGGAUAGAGUGAGUUCCCCAUUUGGCUCCAAGAGGGAUUGGUUCCAGGACCCGGGUCAAGCCACGGCGACUGUGGGCAGAAGUUCUGCGGUUUGUCUCCUGUUCCAGCUAGGAAGCGGUCCUUGGCGGAGGUACCCAGCCAGGGGUAAUUACAUUGGUGGUAGCGGUGGGAUGGCUUCCUAGCCAUGGGAAAUCCAGCACUACUUUGCAGGAAGUAUUGGCGAGUGUGAGGAACUGAACCUUGUCACGGGUGCUUGGAGAGGCCUGCUGGCCAGCCUCUUACCAAAAGACUAUGGGUCCUUUAAAAAAACUGUGAACAAACUUGGUUCAUGGGAUAUUUGGUUCAGGAAACGAACAGCCGCACGAACUGGAGACCACCCUGGAGCUUGUUAAGCCUAAUUGCUACUUUGUAGAAAUUUCCACUGCAAGGUUCUAAGUGUUCAUCUGGGUGGCUGCAAUUCCUAUAGAUGACUAUGAGGUUACGGCCAUCUUGUUCACAUGAAAACAGGCAGUGGUGUUUGGUCAUCGAGUUCAUGGAACUAUUUCGGACACUGAAACUCCUGAACACCGCUGGACUUCCAUGAUCGCCUGUGUUUGGUUUUAAAACACUUAGGAAGACACUGUUUGGUGGAAACGUUCCCACGAACAAGGGGAACAACUCCAGGGUGGUCUCCGGUUCAUGCAGCUGUUCGGUUCCUGAACCAAUUAUAACAUCCCAUAAACCAAGUCUGUUUACAUAGUGUUUUAAAAAGGGCCCAUAGUCUUUUGGUAAGAGGCUGGCCAGCAGGCCCCUCCAAGCACCCGUGACGAGGUUUAGAGAAAUUAGAAAAUUUGGGAAAAUGGGGGCGAGUUAGCCCCUGGGCAGCACUCAUAUCCAAGGAGGAGAGUGACCUGGAAUGGAGAGAUGCAGCCUGGAAAGAACUAUGAUAUGAUUCCCUGGAGGAAGCUCAGUUUAAGUGGAAGGAGAGCCUUCUUGGUACAGCGCACUGCUUGGUACUGCACCUUGAGUCCCUAGUAGAGAGGGAACUGAUCCUGGACAACUCAUACCAGGUGCAAUGGUGGUGCACAGUUCAGCAAGAGACUUGGAUGGCACAGGACGUUCAGCCAGAGGGGGAGAACUACAGUAGCCCUGGCCUGUUGUGGAAGGCCUUUGAGAAGGAUGACGACUUCUGCAGUCCGGCUAAAUCGCGGUACUGGGCUAGCAAUUAUUAUCGGGAAGCUAUGCUAUGGGGCCCGGGAGCUACCUCAUCUGUCUAGUUGCCAUGGAGCGGGAACUGGAAAUAAACUAUGUAGAACUGCUAGACUCAGUUCAGCCACAGGACGUUGACACAGAGCAGGGAAGCUAGGUGGCUGAUCCAGACCUACCACACUGCAGGUGGGGAGACCUGGCUGCUCCACCCCCUGUUUCACUACCAGCUCCAGAAACAGGGGACCUUAUAGACUGGUCCUGGGAAGACAUCCAGUUCGCAGGUGGAGAUGGGACAAGGCCUGUCCAGAUCCCCAACAGCAGUGUACACUACAGGGGGAAGAGACAACCAACCUCUCUCCCCAGCCCCAGCAGAAGUAGUCCCCUCUUCUGUGCUGGUCACCUGGGGACCUCCUACACUGGUCCUGGGAGGACAUCCAAUUGGCCGGGGCAGCCUGUCCAGAUCCCCAACCACAGAUGGCAGAUGGAGAUGUUAGGAGUGGGGACAGUAGGUCCCCCUCCCUAGCGGACCACAGAGUUGCAGGGAGAGAAGUGUGUCAACCUUCUUCCCCAGCGGCAGAGCGCGUUAAUGGGAGAGGAGAUGGUUGGUCUCUCUCCCCAGCGGCAGACAGAGUUACAGGGAGAGGAGAGUAUCGUUCUACAUCCCUAGCGGCAAGGUGAGUUACUGGGAGUGGAGACGUUCGGUCUCACUCCUCAGCGGCGGUGUGCAACACAGGGAGUGGAGACGUUCGGUCUCACUCCCAAGCGGCGGUGUGCAACACAGGGAGUGGAGACAUUCGGUCUCACACCCCAGCGGCCGAGUAUGUUAGAAGGAGCGGAGACAAUGGGUCCCACUCCCCAGCAGCAUGGCAAGUUAUUGGGAGUGAAGACGGUCGGUAUCACUCCCCAGCGGCAGUGUGUGUUACAGGGAGAGGAGACGACUGGUCCCUUUUCCCAGUGGCAGUAUGCAUUACAGGGAGAGGAAUAUAUCGUCCUUUCUCCCCAGCAGCAGGGUACUAUACAGGGAGUGGAGACAGUCGGUCUCAUUCCCCAAAAGCAGCAGGGGUAACUGGGAGUGAAGAUGGUUGGUUUCACUCCCCAGCGGCAGUGUGUGUUACCGGGAGUGGUGAUGGGCAGUCUCACAAUCCAGGGAGAGGAGAGUAUCGUCCUCCAUUCCCAGCAGCAGUGUGUGUUCCGGGAAGAGGAGGCUCUCCUCUCCUCAGUGGCAGGGCUUUUUACAGGUAGAGGAGACAACCGGUUUCUCUCCCCAGUGGCAGUGCAAGUUACUGGGAGUGGGGACAGCUGGUCCCACUCCCCAGCGGCAGGAGUUACCACCUAGAGAGGAGAAUUGCACCCUUAAUCCCCAGCGACAACUUGGUCUGCACGGAGUGGAGUGCAGCAGUUUUCCUCCUCAGCAGGACCCUGGAUUUACAAACGGAAGCUUGUGGCAGGUGGCCCUCUUUACAACUGACCCUUUUGAGAAGGGUCACCAGACUAACACAGACCCAGACCGACUGGAUGUCUAGGGUCUGGUUAGUCUCUCCGGAAGGGGGAAUAUAAAUGACAAACGCCUCUCUCCACAAACGUUUGCCACGGACUCCUGGAGGAGUGUGGAAGCUGGCCUCCUGCCCACCGACUGUCACAAACAUCUAAGCCUUUUUUUCACACUAUGAGUGAUAAAUGCUUGUGUUAAUUUAGUGCCCAAUCUACGUGAAAUCGUUGACUCUAAUGUGGGGGGGCACUUAGCUGAAAGAUUUAAAUUUUGGUGCCAAAGCUGAAAGCCUGAUGCCUGUUCCAAUGGAUGACCAAAGUGGUGUUUGGUGAAUGAGUAGGGAUUCAGGAAGGCCCAGCCUCCUUAGUCGCACCUGUGCGGGAGUGGUGUCCUCUUAAAGGGAGAAGGGGCAGACCGAGGCAGGGGGGUGUGUAUGGGAGGCGGACGUGAUGGGGGUAGGGCGUUCAUCUUCUCCCCUAUUUACCAGCACUCCUCCUAUCUCUCAUUGCUCAUUUAUACUGUUCUCCUGAUAGUGUUCAUAUUUUUGGUAUUUAACACUUGCCUGCCUUCCCAUUUAAGAGCCUGUGCUGCCUGACCUAACUUUUGCCUUUCCUGACCAUUCUUACAUUUAAUCCUUCUAUGAUCCGAGAUCUUGGGAUUGUGCUAUCCAGCACCCUGCUGCAUUGUGGGCUCUGUACUCUAAAUUGCGCACCUUACAGAUAAAGAAAAUAAUUACAGAGAGACAGUAUAAAUAAAUUGCAGUAACAUCAAUUUGAGUAAUUUCUAUUUAGACGAUAAUCCCCUUCAUCGACAACUUUUAGAAUAAUAAUUUUUGCACUCACUUGCAUCCCAAUUCUGUUGUUCUUGUCUUAUACAAUUGAGUUGUAAUUGGCAGGAUCUCUUUCACUAUUUAGGCGAGAUUUAUUUUCUUUCCGUCUGUCUAGAGCUUUUUCAUUACGAUGUCUGUUGUAUAUUAAUGUACAUGUUUAUUUUGUUUCUGGUCUCUGUGUCUUAAUAAAAGUUACAUUUUAACCCAAUAUUAAAUUCCUUUUUUACCCCUGGUAAAACACUCCAGUUUUCUCAGUUUUUAUAAAUAAAAUUAAACUCCAGGACUCAGCAAAAAGGGUUUAAUGGUCGCUUUAUUAAGCCAUCCAAAAGGGCAACGUUUGGACACUGUACAUUAGUGAUGGCCUAAUAUAGACAUGUAUACUGUUACAAUGGUUUCUACCCUUUUGGGCGGCUGAAUAAACUUACCAUUACACCGUUUCUUUUUUUCUUAGGUAUGGAACGACAUGUGGCUCUGUCAUAGCACACUAUCCAUUUAACACAAGACGUGCUCCUUGGCUUCAAUACUCCUCUACCUCGUCAUCACUAAUCUGUGUGCUUUAAAAUAUACUAUACUCACUACCUUAUAUUUUUAUUUUAUUUUUUCAUUUCCUUUUUUUGACAAUAACAAGAAACAUGGGAAUACAAUAUAGCACACUGUAAGCAGAGAGUUUCCUGGAUUCUGUCAGUCUGUAAUUACCAUUUAUAUAUCAAUUAUUUCUCUACAGGAAGAUCUUUCUCCAAGCAGACAAUGGCAGUAACGCCGGAGAGUGACUUGGGAGACAUUAAGGCUCCAGGCCUCGCUGCAACUGGUGACAGGUCCCAGAGAGAGGAGGUGAUGUAUUAUGUCAGAAAAACACCCAUUUACACAUUCAGAAGUAUUAUAAGUUAUAAAGUGACAUUAUUACAUACUCUUCAUACGCUCUGUUAACUGCCAUUGUUUAUUAUCAUUGGUUAUUCGUAUUACCAUAAGGCAGAGAGGCUACAUGAUUAAUUGAGAGAUAUAGAAAUUUCAUAAUGAGGGAAUGGCUGUAAAGUGAAAAAGAUUGUUACAUUCUGCAUUUAGACACUCUCAACACCAAAACCACUACAUCUGAAUGCGGUCCAUUUUCUCAGACAAUUUAAUAUAUUUCUAUUAGCGUAUCACGGCAGUUGGCGUGCAUGCGCCGUUUGUCCUCGGUGCUUUUGAUUGUAAGUCAUUUAUAACUUCACCAGGGGAAGAUCAGCUGCUGAAUGAAGACUGUCCCGGCACUAGAAGAUUUCUGUCUUUUUUUUUUUUUUAUUAUUUUUGUAGUGUUUACUAGAGUGACUAAAAAAAAUCUAAACAUAAAAUAAUGGCAUCUAACUAUUUUUUUUAAAUUCAUGUGUCUUUUUAAAGGGACGCUAUAAUCACCAAAACAACUUUAGGUUAAUGAAGCACUUUUUGUGCAUAGAUCAUGUCCCUGCAGUCUCACUGCUCAAUUCUCUGCCAUUUAGGAGAUACAUUACUUUUGUUUCUGUCAAUUUUCAAUCAGAUAUUAUUAUCUCCUGCUCUGUUAAUUGGACUGUAAUUACAUACAGAAGGCUCUGGCAGGACAUAGUAAGCUAUUAAUUGUACAGGAGAUAAGACAUUCUAAAUUAAACAGAGUUUGCAAUAAAAGAAGUGAAAACAUUAGAUGUCUCUCUACAGGAAGUGUUUAUGGAAGGCUGUGCAUGUCACAUGCAGGGAGGUGUGACUAGGGUUCAUAAACAAAGUGAUUUCAUUCCUAAAUGUCAGAGAAUUGAGCAGUGAGACUGCAGAGGCAUGAUCUAUACACCAAAACUGCUUCAUUAAACUAAGUUUUUUCUGGUGAGUGUAGCGUCUCUUUAAUUAUUAACGGACAACCUUGCAUUCCUAACAAAAUACAGUCAGAGUAUCCCUAAAUAUCAGAAUUUCAUACAUGCCAGAACGCAUUAUAUCGAUUUUUCCCUGCAAAUUAGGGAAGAAGUUGUUAUAGGUACGUCUGUUGCACUGAGCUUGUUAAGUAUUUCCAUAUGUCCCCGUGCAUAUGUCUAUAUUCUAAUGCGGAGGAGUUUUGCAGGAGGUCAGGUCCCAGACGGUCUAUUCAUGGGAAGCACCUUUAAUCAGCGCAGCGUGGCCUGAACAAUGAAGACAAUCAAACACUUACUAAAUCGGAUAAUCCCACUACGAAAUCACUUUGAAUCUCUUAGGAAUUCCUCAAAAGUGCAAACUGUUUUAUGUUGCAUUGUUUUUGCAAACUAUAUUUCUCAAUCUGUUUUUAUGUAAAACUGUCACUGAAUAUUAUCUGCUCUCAGUCAUAGAGUGUUCAAACACUCGCUGUGCAUUUUAUUAACAAUAUAGAAGUCUGUUCUGUUGCUGUUUGUUAUUAUCUAGAACUGAGUAAAUAUUUCUAAUGUUAACUUCCAGCAGGCCAGUCUCACGAUCAGCUCAACUCGUGAAAUCGUAGAUUCUGAUUGGCUGUUGAAAUGAUGAGCUGUUUAUAGUUUCCCUUCCAUGAGACAAAAAAUAGAAUUUGGACAGAAUUUAAAAUAUGGCUGUUCUAAGACAGUUUGGUUAUACUCCCAAAUGUCAAUUACUUCAAAAUAGAGUAUAUUUUGUUUAAAUGAUAGCAAUAAUAAUAUAAUAUAUAUUACAAUAUUACAAUAUUAUUUUUACAAUAAAAUUCAAUAUUGUAAAAAUAUUUGCAUAAAGAAUAUUUCAGGUACAUAACUACUGUAGACAUGGUCGGAACUUAGGCCUACUACACACGGGCAGGAAGGAGUUGGCAACUCCCGCUGCUCUUAGACACUCAGGAGACUACCAGAGUUUCUCCAACACCCCACCCCCUUACCAGUGAGGGAAAUCAUGGUAUCCCCUGAGGCUACAAUGGGACACAAGCACAAGAAGCUUUACCAUAUAGAGAGGCCUGCACUUCCAGACAUCAGGCUGUCAUUUGAAAAACCGGCCCAGCAGUUACCUCCCAGAGUGAGCCAGAAGUCUCAGAUGACUCACAGGAUGAAGGGGUAUCCAGCACAUCACCUCCUUCUGGUAGAGUGUACCAUAACAUAGAUUCUGAUGAUGAUUCCUCUCCCUCGACAAAAGUGGACAUCAAGAGACUGCAUGUGGAUCUUAGACAGGUCUGGAAGGCAGACCUAGAAGAGGCUCAAGCCAAAAUAGGCAUCCAACACCAGAAGGUGUCUGCUGUGGAGGAGAUGGAGAAGAGUGAGCUACAGAGCACAAAACACCAAAUGUAGGGCCUUAGCAUACAGGUCAAACAGCUGCACAAGAUGGUGACUUCCCUGGAAUCCCACCACUGCCGUCAGAACAUACGCCUACGAGGUAUUACUGAAGAGAUCAGCGGAGGUGCAGUGUGGCGAAAGUAACCUUGCCAAUGGCUUUUGGAGGGGUCUGUUUGCCAACCUCCUACCCUGUGACUAUGGUCCCUGGGAUAAACCAUGGUUAAAAAUACUGUUUUUGCCUUUUUGGACUUGUAUGGCUAAAUUUUGAACUUUCAAAGCGGCACUUCGAACUCCCGAACAACCGCACGAACCAGAGACCACCCUGGAGCCCGUUAACACCUAUUUACAACUUGGAACGUUUCUCACCGCAGUUAGAAGGGCACUGUUUGGUGGGAUAGUUCGUCUGGAUGUGGGGAACAAGCUCCAGAGUAAGAACAUUGACUAUGUUAGGUAGAUUAUUCGUUUUUAAACUACCGAACUAGACCGACCGCAAACCCUGAUUCUCAGGAAUUAUUUUGGGCAUGGGACCAUGCGUGCGGUCAGUCAAAUAAAUAACUUCCAUAGAAUUCCUGAACUGAUCUGGGUGAUUUUUGGAUUUGUUGUUCACCCAGAUCUGGGCUGUCAGGGGAUGUAACAUUUGUGGGGAUAUUAUGUGUUUGUAUGGUAGUUUGGGGUUUUUAUAGAAAUGUGUGUUUUCUCUGCCUGUAGAUAACUGAGUUAAUACAGUAUCUGACUCAAUUAUCUCCCAGGCUGAGGGGAGGGAUUGUGUGCUCUGUGUGGGAGUGUCGUGCCUUGUUACCUUAUUGUUAUUGGUAUGUGACGUUGUAAAUCAGUCUACCAUCAGGUCCAUAUGGGUGUACCCCAUGCAUGGGGAUUGUCAUAUAAAGCCAAGUGUGGCACCAUUAAAAUCAGUUCCUCUUCACCUUCAACAUAAAGCCUUGUCUAUUCCCUCUGGGGAUUGCUAUACUUAUUAUAUUUCCCUGGGUUUUAAUCACUAGCUCUUAUAAGUUCCUGCUUUACUCUCUGUAGUAGAAUCCUGGUCUUGGGUCCAGGGUGGGUGGAGGACGGCAAGAAGCCAGCCAAGCUGCUGCGGAUAAGGGGCUACAGUGCUUAUGGUUUCUGGUGGAGUGCUUGGAGCCCAGGGUGAGCACUAGGAACAUCGAUUGAUGCAGGCGGCCCGUCACACGCAAUCUUGCCAUUUGUUCAAAGAAUGGUUGCAUUUAUAGGUAUACAAUGCGAAGUAGAUGCCCCAGUUAUGUUGUCCUCUUUUAGAGUAAGAAAAUCAGCUGCUGCAACGGCAGGAGCACCCAGAGACGUUAUUGCAACUACAAGGGACAUUGCAGUAAGAAACGCUAUUAUGGCCAAAUCUAGAUCUUUGGGGAAGGUGAGCUUUGAGAGCCACAAUGUGUCCAUCUACAGUGACAUCCUGUUCUUCGCAGAACGCAGGCAGCUGGCACCAACCACCCCAGAAUACUUAGAGAUCAUUCAAUUAAGUAUCGUUGGAAUGCAGAGGGAUCUUUUGCAGUCACUCCUGGCUUCGAGACACUCACAUUGUCCUCCUUCGAUGACCCAAAGCAGUUGCUCCACGCACUGGGCUUGGGAACCGCCCUCACUGAAGGAGGGACAACCAGAGGAGAGACUCACACAGAGGAGACUGAUGCCGCAAAUCGACUCAGCAGAGUCUAACCAGCCUCUAACACCAGAAACAUCAUCAGAUUUUUUAUUUCAACUUUUGUUUCAAUUUUGAUUUUGCUGACGACUGUUGUCUCCUUUUCGGUGACUGUGGGAAUGAGCUUUAUGUCCUGGAGUAUGCUACCGGUAUGCACCUGCAGACCAUCCAGAGUGUGCUAAAUGGGCUAAAGUUUGAAAUGCAAAUAUGCCUUGAGACUCGAGGCUACUUAUGUUUAUUUUCUUAUAUUGUUUGAUUAGAGUGGAAAUUGUUGCAUUGCUUCCAGUCUUGAAAUAAUCUUGAUCUGUUUAUUACUUUUGGAUGUAUAUCGGCACAGUUGUAUGCUAUGUGUACAAAACCUAAUAAAACACAAAUUAAAAAAAACAAUAAUAAUAUCAACUGAUAGAAUAUUGCUCUAUGCAAGUACAAUUUAGCCACAGUGGCAAUAUGCUCAUACAUCAUCUUUAUUAUAACCACAUCAUUUUACAGUGAGGAUAUAAAACAAAAAAAUAAUUGGCAAAUUAAGGUCAACUAAUAGCUGAAGAAGGCCCUGCUUAAAAAGUUUACAACGUAGAGAGAAUGGCAUGUGAAAGAAGACCUUCUGUCAGAGGAGAUGGGAAACCGUACCUGUAUUUCAUUACAGAGUAAAAGUGAGGGAGUGAAUCGGACUGUGAGGAGAGACAGGGAGACUGAAGAUGAUAAUAUGUCUUCUUAAUGAGAUUAACUUUAAGGGACGUCAAGUCUUCAAGGACUGGUUCACUAGAGGAAUUAAGACAAGAUGUACUUCCUAUUAUUUAAAAAAUGCCAUAACCUUCCAACUCACAAGUUUGAGUCCCAGGUACAGGAGGUAGAGAAGACCUGCUGAAACAAGCUUACAAUGUAAUCAAAUUAUAUAAUUUGCUAAGUAAAUUUGAAGCCGACAGACACUUUGAAAAUGUUAAAAUAACUUCCAUUGUUAUCUGGUUUCAUUUUCCUUUAGAGAUUACAAAAUGUUAUAAACACUUCAUAUCGCAGCUUGGGAAUGUAGUAUACUUUCAGAACUAAUCAUGAAAUCAAUCAAUAAAUGCACUUUAUGUCAUUGUCUAUUUAUGUAAAUCUCUAUUCAAAACACCAUAGUCCGUAAACAUAAAUAAAAAUAAAGCUGUUUUACUGGCUAGUCACUAGUUUGCAGCCACACUCAGAUCAGCUCCCUAGAUAAGUACUAAUGUUCAACAAGACUUUGUGUAAUUAAAUAAUAAAAUACUACGCUGGAGGCACUAAGCUCGAAUACUGGUUUAGUAAUCAGGAGGAGUUUCAGAAUCGGCACCAUAAUCUGGGACAGUGUGAGCCACUGUACAGCAGUUAAUGAUACUUGUAUCAGGCCACGUCAAGAUACCAAACAAAAUAAUAAUAAUAAUAAUAAUAGAAUAUUGCUUUGGGAAAUGUGUCCAUAUUAACUAUGAUGUUUUAUGUUUACAGGAUAACUCCAGCACUGAGAAGGGAUUUGAAAGGGUUGGAGAAGAUCUGUUUUUGAAACCUCCAUCCUCCCUCCCUCCUGAAAUGGGACAGUCUGUGGCCCACUCCAGUGAUGUGCCAUUAAGGAUCAACCCUGACUUGGGACAUCCAGAAUUACUCCAGGAAACAUCCUUAAAGCUGCAUAUUUCAAUGUCACACAUAAAGAUCAAGGAGACACAGCUUCAGGGAUACGAUGGAGAUAAAUCUCAGGAUCUGCUUACAUUGGAGAUCAAACAAGUUCACCAACAAAGUCUACAAGACUCUCCUCCUCAGAAAUAUGGACGCAGAGUUCUACAGAGAACAAAAUCCAUAGAACCUACUUUUGUUGAUCAUAUUGUCCAUGAACGACCUUUACAGCAAUCCAGACCCUUUAUAGCUGGACCUACAUUACUUCCAUGUUCUGAAGGAUUAGAUAGACCUACAGCAUCAAUACUCACAUCAUGCCUUGAGUCAGUGGUGAGACCUACUGAAACCAGGUCCACACCGUAUUUGGAGUCUAUUGUUAGAGCUACAGCACCCACUCUCACAGCGUACUUGGCAUCUUUACCAGGAUCUACAUUGUCCUUAGUCAAACCAUGUUUAGAGUCAGCACCAAGACCUUCGGGAUCAAUGUUUCCAUCAGGUUCAGAUAACACAGAGGGACGUAUAUUGUCCAUAGCCUCACCAUGUUUGGAGCCAGUAACUAGAACUACAGAGCAUUCAUCCAAAUCAUGUUCAGAGACCAUACUGGAACCUACAGCUUCCAUGGUCACACCAUAUUUGGAGCCCAUAACAGAAGCUACACAAACAAUGGUUACCUUGUGUUCUGAACUCUCAGACAAUCGUGUACAUCCUAUGGUCAUACCAUGCACAGCGCCCAUAACAGCACCAAUAGCUCCCAUGGUCACAUCAUGUACAGCACCCAUGGUCACAUCAUGUACAGAUACCAUGAUCACAAUAUGUACAACGCCCAUAACAGCACCUACAGCUCCCAUGGUCACAACAGGAACAGCACCCAUAACGACACCUAUAGAUCCCAUGAUCACAAUAUGUACAGUACCCAUAACAGCACCUACAGCUCUCAUGGUCACAACAGGAACAGCACCCAUAACGACACCUAUAGAUCCCAUGAUCACAAUAUGUACAGUGCCCAUAACAGCACCUACAGCUCUCAUGGUCACAACAGGAACAGCACCCAUAACGACACCUACAGAUCCCUUGAUCAGACCACAUACAGCACCCAUAAUAACACCUCCAGCUCCCAUGGUCAAACCAUGUACACCGCCCAUAACAGCACCUCCAGCUCCCAUGGUCAAGCCAUGUACAGUCCCCAUAACAACACCUACAGCUUCCCUGGUCAAACCAUGUACAGCACCCAUAACAGCACCUACAGCUCCCACAGCCUUGCCAUGUACUUCACCCAUAAUAGCACCUCCAGCUCCAGUGGUCACACCAUGUACAGCACCCAUAUCAGCACCUCCAGCUCCCAUGGUCACACCAUAUAUAGGGCCCAUAACGGAACCUACAGCUCCCAUGGUCAAACCAAGUACAGUGCCCAUUACAGCACCUAUAGCUCCCAUGGUCACACCAUGUACAGUGCCCAUAACAGCACCUACAGCUACGAUGGUCACACCAUGUACAGCGCCCAUUACAGCACCUAUAGCUACGAUGGUCACACCAUGUACAGCGCCCAUUACAGCACCUAUAGCUCCCAUGGUCACACCAUGUACAGCACCUAUAACAGCACCUCCUGCUCCCAUGGUCAUAACAUUUAUGGACACCAUAAAAGCACCUAUAGAAGCCACGGUCAUACCAUUUAUGGAGCCCAUAAAGAGACCAUGUAAAGGGAGCAAAAAAGAAUCUCUAGCUUCCUUGGCCAUACCUUGUACGGAGGCCCUAAGGGGAUCUGCAGCUUCCAUAGUCACCCCAUGUUAUGAGUCCUUAGCUACAUCUGCACUGCACAUUUUCACACUGGGUUCAGAGCCUUUAGCAGACACGAUAAUGGGAAAUACAAAAUCUAUAUUUAUACCAUGUUCAGAAACCAUUUCAAGACCUACAUCAACAAGGAUCAUGUCCAGUUCGGAGUCCUUAGCUGAGCUUCCUAUAAUGGCAGGGUUUGGGAUGGAUGUGGUCAAUUCGUUUGGCUUACAGGAAGCACCUAGUGUUCUAUCUCAGGGCACAGAACCUGUGCUUACUGCAUGUUUGGGGCCCUUAAAGCCAGAUGUUACAAGUUCUGUACAUCCUGAGGAUUCUGGAACCUCACAUGAAAUUGGACAGACUACACCCAACCAACAGCACCCCAUCCAUUUUCAGCCAAUGUCUUUUACAUCUCAGAGGAAACUUAGCUUGGAAUUGAUGAGGAAGCACACGCGAGUGGAAUACAGUGACAGCAGCAGUGAUGAUGAAGAUCGUCUCGUCAUAGAAAUGUAG